Podarcis lilfordi (Lilford's wall lizard) is the source of this 53929-nucleotide messenger RNA. The record is from the annotation of a GenBank genome assembly. Lineage: Eukaryota; Metazoa; Chordata; Lepidosauria; Squamata; Lacertidae.
GCUCCCUUCCCCUCCUUUCGUUCGACGAGUUACGCCCGGGGAAAUUUCCCUUCACCUCGGAGCCCAGCCCUUCCCCUCAGCCUCGUGCUUGUGAGAGGCCCAGCGGCGCCCACUUGGCCGCCCCGGAGCCACGUCCUUCGCCGGAGAGGAGCUCGCGGGAGCUGAGCAGAGGCGGGCUCGCCCCACGGGUUGCCUGCUUGCCUUGCCUGCGUGAGCCACCCGUGUAGUCCCUGCGCGCGCUUCCUUGACCCCUCUCGCCUCGCCUGGACGCCGGGCAGGCCAAGGCCAGCAGCCAAGGUAAGCCUCGGGGGUCUUGCUGGGCUUCUGUGGGGCGCAUAGGCUGGAACUGCAUUUCCCCUUCCUCCUAUCGCAGCAGAGCGGGGUGGAUUGGGUUUGGGGGGGGUAAGCCCCUUAUUAGGAGGGGGACCUAAAUUUUAUUAGUCGUGGGGUCAAGGGCGAAGAUGAGAAGACUUGUCCCGAAAGCAAUGGUUCCCAACCCUUUUUUGGCCAUGCCCCACCUAAGCUCCUUUAAAAUCUUGAUUCUCCCCCCACCCCCGUUUUAUUGUACAGUGGUACCUUGGGUUACAGGCGCUUCAGGUUACAGACUCCACUAACCCAGAAAUAGUACCUCCGGUUAAGAAUUUGCUUCAGGAUGAGAACAGAAAUUGCACACGGCAGCUGGAGGCACCAGUAGUUAAAGUGGUGCUUCAGGUUAAGAACAGUUUCAGAUUAAGAAUGGACCUCCAGAACGAAUUAAGUACUUAACCCGAGGUACCACUGUAUUGUAUUUUAAAUAUUUUGUUGGAAGCCGCCCAGAGUGGCUGGGGAAACCCAGCCAGAUGGGCAGGGUAUGUAUGUAUGUAUGUAUGUAUGUGUGUACAAACAAACAAACAAACAAACAAAUUAUUAUUAUUAUUAUUAUUACUACUGUGACAUGGGGACACAGGUGGUGCUGUGGGUUAAACCACAGAACUUAGGACUUGCCGAUCAGAAGGUUGGCGGUUCGAAUCCCUGCGAUGGGGUGAGCUCCCGUUGCUCGGUCCCUGCUCCUGCCAACCUAGCAGUUCAAAAGCACGUCAAAGUGCAAGUAGAUAAAUUGGUGCCGCUCCGGUGGGAAGGUAAACGGCGUUUCUCUGGUUCGCCAGAAGCAGCUUAGUCAUGCUGGCCAUAUGACCUGGAAGCUGUAUGUUGGCUCCCUCUGCCAAUUAAGCGAGAUGAGCGCUGCAACUCCAGAGUUGUCUGCGACUGGACCUAAUGGUCAGGGGUCCCUUUACCUUUACCUUUACUGUGACAUGUAAUUCUUAUUAUUCAAAAGGUGAACUCCAAUUCACGUGGAGAAAGCCUAAAAGGCCAUUAACUGUUAAUAACUCAUUCUCAAAUUUCCCCCCUUAAAAAUCAAACACACACACACACCCCGUUGGAAACCAUGGCCCUAAAGGCAGCUGGACCUAACAGGCAGAGAGGUUCUUUCCUUCGCCAGAAAAAAACGGAUUUGAAUGAGGAGGAGCAGGAAAUUAAAAGUCAGAAAUAGUUCAUGGCUGUCUCCAGCACCCUGUGGGUUUCCACCUUUCUUUUUGGGGAACAGGGGUUCAUAUACAACGUAAUGCUCCGAGGGUGAUUUUCUCUCCCUCAUCCUUGGCUAGAGAUGAAAACAAGCAUUUUCCAGGAUCAUUCUAGACCAUUCACUCAACAACCAUCAUGCUAUUUUUUUAAAAAAUUGAAUACCGUAUAUAUGAAAAAUACACACCAAAAGCAAUGACAGUCUUUAAAAAGUCCGCUCCUUUCCCUAGGUCCACUAAAGAAAAUUUAUUGUAGGAUAGAAAUUACUUUUUUAAAAAUAUAAUAAUAUUUAUUAUUUUCCCAAAAACUUAGACAUUAAAAAGAAAAACAAUACAAUACAACACAACAAAUCAACAAAAACAAAACAAAAACAAUAAAAUAAAUCAAACAAUUUCGUUAUCCCAUCUUUCAUUCACUUAUUUCCACGACCUCCUCACACCUCCCUUUUUGUAUUCCACUUCUGUUAAUUAUUUCAGCAAUUCCUUUCCAUCUUCCUCUGUUUUCUAUCCUAUAACUAUCUUAACUCAUUCUAACCUUAUUUUCCCCCUUAAUGCUCUACUAACCUAUCUGUACUUAAUUCCUUGUAACAUUUCUACUAAAGCCAUAUAACUUCAUUCCAACAUUUUUCUAACAUUCAUUAAUUUUACAGUGUUUCUGUAAAUAGUCUUUAAACUUUUUCCAAUCUUCUUCCACCGACUCUUCUCCCUGGUCUCGGAUUCUGCCAGUCAUUUCCGCCAGUUCCAUGUAGUCCAUCAACUUCAUCUGCCAUUCUUCCCGGGUGGGCAAAUCUUGUGUCUUCCAAUACUGCGCGAUAAGUAUUCUUGCUGCUGUUGUUGCAUACAUAAAAAAAGUUCUAUCCUUCUUUAACACCAAUUGGCCGACCAUGCCCAGGAGAAAGGCCUCUGGUUUCUUCAGGAAGGUAUAUUUAAAUACCUUUUUCAUUUCAUUAUAAAUCAUCUCCCAGAAUGUCUUAAUCCUUGGGCAUGUCCACCAAAGGUGAAAGAAUGUGCCUUCAGUCUCAUUACAUUUCCAACAUUUAUUUUCGGGCAAAUGGUAAAUUUUUGCAAGUUUGACUGGUGUCAUGUACCACCUAUAAAUCAUUUUCAUUAAGUUUUCUCUUAGGGCAUUACAUGCCGUAAAUUUCAUACCUGUGGUCCAUAACUGUUCCCAGUCAGCCAUCAUUAUAUUAUGUCCAACAUCUUGUGCCCAUUUAAUCAUAACUGAUUUCACCGUUUCAUCCUGAGUGUUCCAUUUCAACAGCAAGUUAUACAUUUUUGACAAAUUCUUAAUUUUGGAAUCUAGCAAUUCUGUUUCCAAUUUUGAUUUUUCCACCUGGAAACCAACUUUUUUGUCCAAAUUGUAUGCCUCCAUUAUUUGAUAAUAAUGGAGCCAGUCUCGCACUUUAUUUUUCAAUUUUUCAAAACUCUGCAAUUUUAGUCUGUCUCCAUCUUGAUCCAGAAUUUCCCAAUAUUUCGGCCAUUUGGCCUCCAUAUUGCGUUUUUUCUGUGCCUUCGCUUCCAGGAUAGAAAUUACUUUUUAUCUCUGUCUUAUAGGUACUGUGUCCAGAGAAUAUCAGUAAUAUGAGUAACAGUAUGUGGCUGCUAUUUUCUUUUAUGGCAUUGUGUGGUUGGGUGGAUUUUCAUUGAUUUGGAAGGGUCUUACUGGGCAUUGCAGGUCACCUUUUGAGGCUUGGCACAGGCUGUAUAACAUAUUUUAAACAAAUAGAUUUCAGGACAUGUCUUGAGUGUUUUUCCUCAAGUGUACGUGAAACAGUUUUUAUUUACCCCUCCUUUUUCCUACCCCCCCCACCUCCUGCAAACUCUGAUAAUUGGCUUUCAAUCAGCAUCACUAAGCAUAUCUGAUUUUAAAAAUUGAGUUCUGCUUAAGAAUCUAAUUUGAAAGUUGUUUGGGUAUAUAGGUGGAGAAGGGUUGAAAAGGCGGCUCAGUUUCCUCAUAACAACCUCUCUUCUGUGGCUGGUUUGUAAAGAUUUUGUAUGCUCGUUUCUCUACCCCUCUCAGCAUUCUCAGUUCUCUACAGUGGUUUUGCCAGCUCUGCAAAACUUCCUGCCACAGAAAUUUGCAAUCGCUGGUAGAGGCCGGAAUAGCAUACCUUCUUGCAACACAGGGGGAAGAACCAGUGUUGACUUACCACACCUAAAGUUUCUUUUAAAAAAAGCUGUGUAAAAAAGAACAAGCAGAGUUUUCUUAUUAUAAAGUGUUAUAAGAAAAAUACUGCUCAUUUUACCUUAUGGGGUAUCGAUGUGCCCAUAUAGAGUGCUUAUCGGAAGGAGUAAAUAAUGGAGGCCAUCCAGAGAAUCUUGAGAACCAAGGCAAUUAGUAACCCUGAUCUUUAUUAACUGUUGCAACAGGGUGCUCACAACCACACACAGGAGGCAGGAGGGACCCAGAACAAUGGUGUGCAAGUCCUUAUAUCGACUUUUGAAAUUGCCCACCCUGUAGCUCAAGACCACCCCCCAAAACAUCAUACCUACAUCACAGGAGGCAGGCUACAGCAGAACUACAUCAUGGGGGUGGCCUACAACAGAAAUGCUGUCUGGCAAGAUACUGAUACAGUGGAACCUCAGGUUGCGAAUGUGAUCCGUGCGGGAGGCAUGUUCGCAACCUGCAGCGUUCGCAACCUGUUGCAUUUGCGCACGUGCGGGUUGCAAUUUGGCGUUUGUGCGCAAAGUGCAAUUUAGUGCUUCUGCGCAUGCGUGAGCACUGAAACCCGGAAGUAACCUGUUUCGGUAUUUCCAGUUUCGGCGCGGUGCGCUACCCGAAAUCACAUAACCUGAAGCGUCUGUAACCUGAGGUACCACUGUAGUGGUCACUUGAUUGCUUUACCUGGGCAGCCUGGCCAUUCCUUUUGAGAUGCUAAAUAGUUCCUAAAUCCAGGUCACAGACUCACCCUAUUCAUGCACAAAUACACCCUUAAGACAGGAUUUGUGAGCAAAGAGACAAUGGGGAGGCUUUUCCCAUUUCCUUCCUCACUGCAGAGAAUAUUUGAGGUCACUGGAAGAGUCAAAAUGGCUACAGGAUUGCUCUCCUGUACUAUUUCAGAUAUGUGGUUUAUAUACUUAUAUAUGUAUUUGGACAUAAAAAUAAAAAAGGGACUGCCCCUUUUCCUAUGAGAGCAUAAGAGUUAUUCUCUUAUUUCAGAUCACCACAGAAACACUGUAUUCAAGAGAACAACUACUUCUUCUCUACCCUGUUCCCAUUAUUUAUGUAGCUAUCUGUCUAUCUAAGAAAAUGUAUAUGCUGCUUGAUUGUAAUAAUACCUCUUGAUGGUUUACAAAACACAUGCUACACACAUAUAAACAUCACACACAAACACACACACAACUACCUCAUGUGUAUGACUGUUCACAGAUCAUAUGUAUAUUGUAAUAACAACCAGUUAAGCCAAUUGAAGUUCAAGCAGAGCACCUAGGGAACAAACAAUGUUUCCCCACCUUUUGCAAAAGUACACAAUUGGAACUACCUGUAUUGAAGACCUGGAAAAACCAUUCAGCUAUGGGGCACAUCUGCAUAGAAGUUUCCUGGACUGGUAUCUAAAAGUCAUAGGCAUAUAGAAAGACUGUCCAUCUAGCAUACAUUGUCCUCCUCGUUCUGUUAAAAAAGUGGAGGUGCCAGGGAUUGAAUUUAAGACCUUCUGCAAGCAAAGCAUGUGGCCUGUCGCUGACCCACGAAGCUGGACUCAGUUCAGUUCACCAGUCAUGUACUGUGUGUGUGAGAGAGACACAAAUUUGCAGAACCUGGCUUUUAGCACCUUGGUAUUUUUCUAUAAGAUUGCUGACUCCAAAGAAAAAUAUGUUCAUACUCCUUUUCCAUGAGGCAUGGAUUGUAUUGGAUUUAGAAUGGAAAAGCAUAAGCACACUUGUGGCCUCAGUACAAUUGAGUAAAGAUAUUACAAAACCUUGAUUGCUUAUUUCCUGCUUUGUCGGCGUUGAACAUUAUCCUGGAGCAGAAAAGAAAGAAGCUGGAUUCUGUAUUUUUCUCAAAAACUGCACUUGCAUCCGGAGGCUUUCAGAGCUGAGCAGCCAUCAGGCACUGAGAACAUGUUACAGACAAAGUACACUAAGGACAAAUAGGCAGAAGUUUCACCACACUUGCUGGGAAUAUAUACUGAAGUUUGUCCAAAACAGCUAGCUUCCAUUUUGCAGGCUAGAUGUAAUGUGCACAUUCUUCAGUCUAUGCUUACCUUUAUGGCUCCUAAGAACUGUCUCAGACUAGAGAUGCCUGCUUCUCUCUUCCCGCAAAUUUCCCCUCUAGUUCUAGUCCUGACGGUGUACUAUAGCCUUGGACCAGAAGUGCAGGAAGCUUGAGUCAGUUAAUAUUAUUGCCCAGGAUCAGUAUUCUAUGCAUUCCAGAUAAAUGUUGUUGCUGCUUUGCAUACUGAGAUGAAAAUUGAUGUUCAAAAUAGAAUUACCGUAUUUUUCGCUCUAUAAAACACACCAAGUUUUUGGAGGAGGAAAACAAGAAAAAAAAUAUUCUGAAUCCCAGAAGCCAGAACAGCAAGAGGGAUCGCUGCGCAGCGAAAGCAGCAAUCCCUCUUGCUGUUCUGGCUUCUGGGAUAGCUGUGCAGCCUGCAUUUGCUCCAUAAGAUGCACACACAUUUCCCCUUACUUUUUAGGAGGGAAAAAGUGAGUCUUAUAGAGCAAAAAAUACGGUAAAUAAUUGCCUACCUGGUGCUUGUAUGAGGAUGCCUUCCUUAUUUUACUUUUCUGGAGAAUUGUGUGUUUUUCAGUUCCUCCUUCCUUAUUAGAAUUGGGACAGAGGAACCAGUUUAAAUAACCCCACACCUUUUUCACCUUUUUUGAAUGAGGUGGGGGAUUUUUUAGGACUUAAGAUACGUGAACCUAACUUAAUUUUUGUGUGUUGGCAUUCAUCUGUCUUGAAAAACAAUGGAAGAGUGCGCCUUUGGGGUAAUUCAGACUCACUACUUUGUUGAAAGUAGAACUGAAGUAUAUUCAGUGCACUCCUUUCUUAUUAAACUUAACAAGGUUUACAGAGUUAAAUGCUAUCUUUCUUACACUGCAGUCCUGUGCAUGUCUGCGUGCAGGAAAGUAUGUUGAGAACUGCACUCUCAAAAACUAUUAUACCCAUGAACAGAGCUACAUGUGUCAAGCAGUAUUUGUUUAUUUAUUUGUUCAUUGUGUUUUUAGUCCACUCUUCCUCCCCAAAGAGCUCAGGGUCAUGUAAAGAGCUUCCCCGCCCCCCAACAUUUUAUUUCACAACAAUAUUGUGAGGUCUGUUGGUCUGACAGAUAGAGAUUAGCCCGAGGCCACCCAGUGAACUUCAUAGCUCAGUGGGCAUGUGAGCUUGAGCCAUCCCUUUUAGGUCAACACACUAAUAACUAGAAUAAUAAACCAUGGGGCUUCUAAUGUCUUGAUGCAUUUUGAAUAAGAAAAUCUGGUAUUAGGGGAAGACUCUGUCUCUGUCUUGCACAAAGCCUCAUCAGGCUUCAGAACUGCAAACUGGUUUGAUGUUGCUUUUGCAUUAUCGUGUGUUUUAUUGUAUGCAUUUAAAAUUCGUUUUUUGCUGCAAGUUACCCCGAGAACCUGAUUCUAGGGAGGCUUAUUGAUGCCUCAAACAAACCCACAGGAUGAUAGUGGUGAUCCAGGGGGUGGUUAGCGGUUUGUUUUGUUCUUGUUUAUAUUUUGUGCUUUUUAUCAUGUCGUUUUCUGUUGGGAACUGCCCUGAGAUCUACAGGUGAAGGGCGGUAAACAUAUUUUAACAACAACAACAACAACAAUAAUAUAAUUUCUAAUUUAGCCUUUGUGCUUUUUUAUGUUUUCCUGUGCUUCCGGGCAAAAAUAAAAUUAAAAACAACACCCUUUCCCGUAAGGUGAAAAGCUCCGUUUUCACAUGUAAAUCUUGAUAUGCACCAGUGGUUUUUGAUAUUUCAGUUGCAUGCAAAACUCAACAAACAUUUAAAAGGUGGGUUAUCGUUAGGGGAAGGAAGAGUCUUGCUUGGCAGAAUGUAUUUCUGGUUUGUGUGUGUGUUUCUGACAGAACAGCAGACUUGAAAAGAUAUGGAAAUGGUGCAAUAACUAUAUAGAAAAAUAUAAACAUGUAGAAAACAAAAGGAGACAACUUGUUUGACCUUGAUUUUCUGAAUAUUGCAUCGGAUACAGACAAGGCCAUAUUCUAGUGCAGCUAAGAAAUGUAAUCAUUAAUAUACAGAACAGUUAUUGAGUUAAAAAAAAGCUUGUAACUAUGGUAUGUUGUAAAUUGGAUUGUCUUUCCUCUGCUGCUAAGCAUAUACUGUGUCAGGUUAAUUUCCAUUAAUAAAGAUAAAAUGGGCCACAUUUCAAAAUGUUAUGACUUUAGCAUUGACUUCACUCUCAACCUAUGACAGCAUUAAGCAAAAAUACUUUGUUGCAUCAAUUUGCAGAAGGAGCUUCUUAUCAUAAGGAAUGAUUAUUUAGGGGAAAAUAAUUUCAUUACUUAUGAAUAAUAUCAGUAAUGUCCAUAUUCUAGUGUGAAUUGCUUCUUUUUAGGUUUUUAUUCUAUUACAUUCAUUAUUCGAUUCAAGCAGGCCUUUCAUAUUCUGUAAUCAGCAUUUGCAAUGUAAUUGACAAAUCCACUUGCUUUCAUUUUCUCUUGGCAGAGCAGUAAAAUUUAAGACUGUCCUGUUCCUGUUACCUUUUGGGGUGGUAUGUGCUUUUAAUUUGUAUUUAUUGCCUAGUAAAGACUGGGUUUGGGGUUGGUAUGCUGGCUUAGCUAUUUGACCCCUUACAUUCCUUAAAUCACAAGAACACCUGAUCCUGGCCAUUGUCCAAUGAUUUGUUUAGCAAACAGACCCUUUCAACAAAUUUUUAUCACAAUUGUUUUCGUAGGUCAGUGAUAGGCUCUUCAGAUAAAAAAUCAUAGCAUUGUGUGGUGCUUCAAUAUACAUUAUUUGUGUAUACAAUACACAAUAUAACCUUACAAUCCUUAGGAGAAGGCCAUAGUUCAAUGGAAGAGCCUGUGUAUGUGUGUCAUAUGCACCAUUGAUGUGUCUCCUUCAAUGUAAAAUCCCAUUUCGCAGUGCACAUGACCACGAAUCUGAAAAUACAACCACAAUAUGAAAAUACAACUAAAAACGAAUUGUGCCACCUUGGCUUGCCCAUAUUCUAUAGACAUAGCCUCUGUACCUUUAAUAAGUGCAGAAAUCAACAGAUGACUUUUCCUUGGCAUGGAAGUGUAAUCUUUAAACUGGUCCUCUGGCCUGUUGAGCCCUCCAGUUGGAGAACAGCCUUUGCCAAAUGUGUUAUGGGCUUUGAAGACAAACUCAGGACACAAGGGAGAAAUGUGCUAGGAGGAAGGCACGCUUGGCAAAUCCACACCGUGAUCAAUUCCCGCCCGGAAACCAAUGUCCCCACUGUGGAAGGACGUGUGGAUCCAGAAUUGGCCUCCACAGUCACUUAUGGACUCAUUGUUAAAACCGUGUUUAUGGAAGACAAUCUUACUCGGCUAUGAGUGAUCGCCAAAGAAGAAGAAAAGAAGAUUCUAUAGACAUAGCCUCUGUACCUUUAAUAAGUGCAGAAAUUAACAGAUGACUUUUCCUUGGCAUGGAAGUGCAAUCUUUAAACUGGCCCUCAUUUCUAUUUCUAGGACCCACCCCAUUUUUGUGAGUAUAAGUUUUAGGUUUUAAAGAACUGUUUUUAACGUUGUGUUUUAACCUGCGCUGGGAAUGUAGGGUGGAGGGCAGGUAAUAAAUUCAUAAUUAAUUGCAGCAAUAGCUGCACUUACUGAUUUUUACAUUAGUGCACCCUAAAGAGAAGUUGCUCAAGGGGAUCUUUGCUGUGUGUGUUUUCUUUCAGGAGAUGGCUUUAAAGAAGGAUUAAAUAAAUUCAUGGAGGAUAAGGCUAUCAGCGAGUACUAACCAUAAUAGCUGUCAGGGGCAGACCUUGGUAAUAGGGUAUCUUGUGCAAGGCCCAAAUUUUAUGCCCCCUCCCAGCCAACAACUGCCUUCCCAAAGCCGGGUAAGAGCGGUGCCAGGCUUUAAGGAAGGAGGCGUGAAGUCUCGGGCAAGGUCCUAGAGCCCUCCCACCUCCUGGGAAGGGGCUGACUAGGUUUUGGGUAGGAGGAGGGUGGGCUAUAUAGGACCCUGUCAGAACCCUCACUCCUCCUUCCCAUUGCAAGUGGUUACUAGGCUUUGGGAAUGAGGCAGCAAGGUCCCACCAUGGCUUGGCGCCCUGUAUGGGGGGAAACUGGUUGCACUGCCCUAAAUCUGCCUCUGUAGCUGUCCAAGGUCAGAGGCGGCUUGCUAACUGAUGGGAAACAAUAGCUAGAGAUGGCUGUUAUUGCCUUCAUGUCCUGCUUGCGGGCUUCCCCUAGGCAUCUGUUUAGAAAUGGCGAGAAAUCUUAUGCUAGACUAAAUAGGCAUUUGUUCUGAUCCAGGCAGGCUCUUCUUAUGUAACAUGCAAGUCUAGGGUUUAAAGGCAGGUGAUUGCAUUCCCCGAAUGUUUUGAUGAGGCAGGGAAGUUAAAGAACUAAAUUCCACUCAUGAAACAUAUGUCCUUACAAGUUAACCAGAACUACAUGUAUGCAUAUUGGAAAACAGUGCAGUUCUUAUAAUCUGUACUGGAUGGCUUCCUACAGAAUAUGUACUAACAUUUUCAGAUAUUUGGAUUUUUGAUCUUUUGUACAGUGGUGCCUCGCAAGAUGAAAUUAAUCCGUUCCGCGAGUCUCUUCGUCUUGCGGUUUUUUCGUCUUGCGAAGCACGGCUAUUAGCGGCUUAGCAGCUAUUAACGGCUUAGCGGCUUUAAGAAAAAGGAAACAAACUCGCAAGAACUCGCAAGACGUUUCGUCUUGCGAAGCAAGCCCAUAGGGAAAUUCGUCUUGCGGAACGACUCAAAAAACGGAAAACUCUUUCGUCUAGCAAGUUUUUCGUCUUGCAAGGCAUUCGUCUUGCGGGGCACCACUGUACAACAAUGUGAAAUGGCAGGUUCAUGUGGAUCACAGCAUAGGAUGGGGAAUAGUCAUUUGAGAGUGACUUUAACAGAUUGGAUUUUUUUAAAUUUUCUUACCAUUUCUAGUUAGCAUACUUUUCCUGCCACCGCCUUGCUCCCCCCCCCCCCCACAACCCAGUGAUAGAAUUUUGACUGAGGUUGAGUCGGUUCUUGCCUCCCUAGUGUCAGGUAAAAUAUUUUCUAAUUUCUGUGAACUAAACAUAGAACCUUAUUCCUGUUCUCCCAAUGACAACCGAUGGACAUUUUUGAGGAGCCUCAUAUCGCUUAAUCAAUUAAACUUUUUUUUUCUAACUUCACUUUUCUCUUCAAGGAAAUUUCUCAGAAAUAUAAGAAUCUCCCCAGUUCAAUCUGUCAUGCUAGUUUAGACAAAUCACCACUGAGGUCUACUGACAGGUCACGCUAUGGAAAAGCAUUGCAAUUUUUUAGAGUCAUCAUAUGAUCAGCCAAGCAACCAGAUCUUUCCGUGUUCUGAAUACAUUAGCAAUAGCUGUUCCAAAAUGGUUGCUAAGGACUGUACAUUGCUUGACAUUAUUUCUGUAGCCCCAUGACCAAGCAAGAGAACAAGUUGGUUACACUUGAAAGCAGACUUACCUCUGAAGAAUCUCUCAAGUAGAAUAUCCAACAAUAAUAUAGUAUAUGUUAACAUUUAUAUUAAGGUGGAGAGAAUCUUCUGUCCUAGAGAUCUCUCUGUGACAUGUUUUAUAAGGGGUGGUGCAUUUGGUUAUAUUCAGCAAUUUUGUUUUAUUUUUUCACCAGUCCAUGGGUGUCUCAUCACAAGUAAAAACAUGUGAUGUGAACUUUCACAUAGGAAGUUGCCUCAUACUGGGUCACUCUAUUGGUCUGUCUCGCCUGGCAUUGUGUAGCUUUCUAGGAUACUAGACAACGGUCUUUGCUAUCCCCUUCUACCCAGUCUUUUUUAAUGGGAAAUGCUUUGGGAUGAACCUGGGACCUGUAAAGCAGAUGCCCCAGCAAGAUUUCCAUGAUUGUCACAGCUCUAAAAAGUGCCUUGGACACUUUGAGGCUGGGGAGUGUUGCCUAAAUAUAAGUCACCAAGGGAGAUGUUGUGGGUCAACUGGUGAUGGUGAUGGUGAUUUGCAUUUGUCAUUCACUUCAUUACAAAAAAGUCUCAAAGCAACUUAGCAACAAAAUAAAACGACAGACAUACAAAAUAAAUUAAAAGCCAUUAAUAAUGAUGUGCUGCACAAGGAGUGCCAAAGUUCUUCUGGUUUGCACAGUAUGAUGCAGUUUUAGGCACAUGCACAACCAAAAAGAAAACAACUGUGUAAAACGGGCCUAAAGUUGACUUAUUUUGUGUUCCUGUAGAAUGGACACAAGUGGCUUUAAUGAAGGUAAUCACCGGUCAUUGUGAGUCCUCCUGACUGCAAAACCCUACGCAGUUCGUUAUGCUGAGGAUGUGUGCUUUAUACUUUCAUGCAAGGACAGUUACAUAAAAGGACUCCCCCCCACCAGCUGCAUUUGCCCUCCCUCCCCUUCCUUCUGUCAGAUCUCAGGGAAUAAAGGCUGCGUUUCAAGAUAAGACUGUGCACUGUUUAGUGCACCGGUGAGGAUUUGAGGCUCCCUGCAGGGAGAACUGAUGAGAGCAGUUAACUAACCGUUGAUCCAGUGAGCCACAGGAGGGGUGUGGGAGGAUCCUGUCUACCAAUCAAAGAGAGAGGCAUAACUUUUUAAUGGUUAAACAACAACAAUGUGAACUUUUACUUCAAAGGGAGAGGAUAAACAUCUUAGAAGGAGAAACUUUUUUUGUGUUUUUGUUUUGCCUUCUUUAGUCCUUGGGCUAGAAGCAAACUCUGGGAAGUGGCAGAUGGAAGGACAUUGCUUUGAACACAUAGCUCUGCAAUCCUAAAGGGGCAACCCCUUAAUCUGCUUCCACUUUGAUUAGAUUACACAGAUAAGAGGUAAACCGAAAUUUGCCAUAGGUUAAAAUUGUGGGGGGAGUGUUCUAGAGUAAGCAGUGUAUUUUAAAACAACUUUAUACUGUAAACUACCCUGUGAGCUUAGGAUGAAGGGCAGUAUAUAGAUUUAAAUACUACUACUACUAAUACUACUACUACUAGGUUAUUAGCUAUAAGUGAAAACAGUGGAUAGGCAUUUACUUGCACACCAUUUAGAUGGCAAGAAAGUUACUACAGCAGCCUAUGAACACAUGGAGGGCGAGAGCAGGGAUAAAGGAACAGCAAAUAAGUUGCUGUCCAAAUGUUGUGGACUCCAACUAGGACUCCAACUACAAUCAGCCCCAGUCAACCUGGCAAUGGUCAGGGAUGAUGGGAAUUGUAGUCCACAAUGUUGGGAGGCUAUUUCUGCCUUACAUGAUUUCUGAUUAUGAAAAAACAGCUAUUCAUUGUCUUCCUGAGUGAUUGUUUCCUGCCUGAACUGUUCUUUUAAUUACUUUAUUUAUACAGGUAUGGUUCAUUUUAAAUGUUUCCUGCUUGGCAGGGGGUUGGACUCGAUGGCCCUUGUGGUCUCUUCCAACUCUAUGAUUCUAUGAUUCUAUGAAAUAUAAGUAUUGCUAAUUAAACUUAACUGAAGGUGUUCCUUCAGUCCUUCCCCCACCCCUAUCGAACAGGAAGCACACAGAAACGUUAAAACAGAUGUUGGGGCAAACCUGUUGUUUUACAGCACUGACUGCAGAGGUGCUUUGUGCUGCAAUUGUAUGCUGCGCUGCUCUGAAUUAGAAUACCCUCCAGACUAUAGACAACUGUUCCUUUAAGAUAGUUGAAUAUGGCAAAAUUUCACUGCAGAAACUGCUGAAUAUUCUCUCCCAUGCCUCUCUUAUCAGUCACGUGCAGGCCUCCUGAAUCACAAGAUUUAGGGGGUUUUUUGCUCAGUUAAUCCCAUGUAAAGCUAAUUAAUAAUUUUGCUGUGCUGUUCCUGCUGGGGCAAAGCAUCUGCAGCUGCAAUAUCAGGAGCUAACUACAUGUUAUGUGUAAACUGGUAUAAUAGAGUAAUCUGAAAAGAAAACAGCUUUGGUGCCAGUAAUUUUGAGUGGAUAAGCACUAAGGGGGAGUGGUUGUUAACCCUUUUUCUGUUCCCUUUUUCUCCUUUUCAAUUUGCCAGCUGCUUUCCUUUAAAAAAAAAAAAAAGGCUUUGGAGCUGCAAAACACAUGACAUGUAGUUACCCCCUCAGCACAGGUGAUAUUUGCAAAUGAAUUGAAUAGUUUUGCUAAUUUAUUGGUGCUUAAAUAACAGUUAAGGAAGAAAAAUCAAUAUUCAAUAAUGAGGCUUCCUGUAUAUCUGUUAUGGAGCAUUAUCAAUAAUUGUGUACCCAUUAAAAAGUUUCAUAGUUUGUAUUCUUAUUAAUGUGUGGGGAAUAUAGCCAAGGGUUAUUUACUGCAAGGCCAUUCAGAUAGGCUUUGCUUUGCUUAUUGAACAGUAGGCAUUUUAAUAAUUUGUUUUUUGUUAAGCCAGUGACAUCACUUUCCAUUUCAUUCUAUGCAAAAACUUUUAUGAUUUUUAAAAAAUAAAUUGGAUGAAUCUGUUUGGUAAAUCUUGGCAGUUAAAUCAUGGAGUUAAAUUAAGCCCCCUGCCUCCCUUUUAAAAUUAGUUGCUUUACAGCACAAUCCUCUGCAUGUUUACUUAGAAGUAAGUCCCAUUGUGUUCAGUGGGACUUAGUCCUUUGUAAGUGCUUAUAAGUUUGCAGCAUUACUAAGCAGGAUAACUGGAUAUCUUACACUUUAUGUUGGUCUGUUCAUCUUAAGUCGGCUAAGGUUUUCUUUUAUGUUGCUUGCUAUAAUAAACGUGUGUAGGGGGAAAUAUGAGGUUCAGGCAGUUACUGCAUGAGCAGCAGUUUCAUCCAUGUGCUUUGGUGUUCAAAUAAAUUCUUGCAACACAUUUCAAAUGCAAUGUUGUACAAAGUUUCCUUUUGGAUCCCCCCCCCCCACGCUUUUACAUGGAGACAAAGUCCAUGUAGGGUGGAAGGAGAGGGGAGCAGCCCUUUUUUUCCUGCUCCUUAACACUUCACAACUAUAGGUCAUAACUUUGGCCGUGUCAAUUAAUUGUAUUUGUAGUAUAAAACUGUGUAUCAAUAAACAUUCACCUGCGCUGUGAAUCUGCCUAUUAAAGGUGAAGAGCUCUGCGAGUGCGGCUUUCUCCCAAUUGAAGUGCAGUGUUUGAGGACUGGGACAUUCGCAGGGAAACCAAAAUGCUUGUUUACAAAGCUAUGGUAGUACCAACCUUACUAUAUGCUUGUGAAACAUGGACCACUUAUAACCGCCAUCUCCAGCUCCUUGAAAGAUUCCAUCAACGGUGUCUCUGAAAAAUUUUACACAUCACUUGGGAAGACAGGCGAACUAAUAUCAGUGUACUGGAAGAAGCAAAGAUCACCAUUGUUGAAGCAAUGAUUCUUCAACAUCAACUUUGUUGGACUGGUCAUGUUGUGCGGAUGUCUGAUGAUCGUCUUCCAAAGCACCUACUCUAUUCCGAACUUAAAAAUGGAAAGCGUAAUGCUGGUGGUCAACAAAAGAGGUUUAAAGACUGUCUCAAGGCAAAUCUUUAAAAAUGUAGUAUAAACACUGACAACUGGGAAACAGUGGCCUGCGAGCGCUCCAGUUGGAGAACAGCCUUUACCAAAGGUGUCGUGGGCUUUGAAGACACUCGAACUCAGGACACAAGGGAGAAACGUGCUAAGAGGAAGGCACACUUGGCAAAUCCACACCGUGAUCAACUCCUACCCAGAAACCAAUGUCCCCACUGUGGAAGGACAUGUGGCUCCAGAAUUGGCCUCCACAGUCACUUAGGGACUCAUUGUUAAAAUCGUGUUUAUGGAAGACAGUCUUACUCAGCUACGAGUGAUCGCCAAAGAAGAAGAAAAAGAAGGAAUCUGCCUAUUCUUAAGAAUUACUAGACUCCUGGUUUCCCCCAAUCCCAGUGUGCCACAUCGCAGGUGGGUGGUGCCCCAUCGCCUGUCAAUCACCUGAUAUUACUAUGGCACCAGAGGACCAGUUUUUCCUUUGAACCAUUGCAAGCUGUGGUGCAUAGGGACAGCCUAGCCAAGUAAGGCUUGACGUUGCCACCUAUCAGCUGAUAGCAAGUGACUCCAAGCCUGCUUCCUGCAGGGAUCCACUGUGUGACCAAGUUCCCCACAAGGCCUGAAGUGAUAGGAGGUUUAGCCCAUUGGAGUUUGCCAUAUCCCCACUUUGGGCAGGGGCCAGCUGUAUUGUCCUUCCUGUUCCCCAGUUGUUCAGCCAAUCCCAGCUCUGUGUCAGUCAGCUGAUUAGCAGGACAAGAAGCUUCCCUUGCCACUGCACAAUUUAGAGCACACUUCAAGGUUGACACCUCUGUACUGACAGGCCAUGUCCCUAGCUGCCCAAAUCCUAAUAUCACAUAUGACAUCAAGGUGUGGGGCAGGCGGGGAAAUGGCCUCACGGGCUAAAUAGGACCCAUGCUGGACCUAUUUAGGCUAGCAGGCCAGGUAUUCCCCACCCUUAUGGGAUAAAAGUUAAUGUGGAAAAGAGUAGUCUUUUCUGCCUCCAUUAAAAGCAUCUUCCUUGAUGUGGCUGUAUUAUUAUUAUUACUUUUUUCAUACCCUUUUUUUAAAAUAAAAGCAGUCUGAUAUGCACUGUUCCUGCACCACCUCUAUUCGUUUUGAAAAAGUAUUCCCUCCUCUGUUUCUUUAGGCUUUCUGUCAAAAUUUAAAAUGACCUUUAGUUUUUCCUGUUACGAAUUGUUCAAAGAUUUAAACCUGUUUACUCAUUACCAGUCAGAAACUUGAGUCACCGAGAUACUUAGUAGAGAACCACUUCCUUUUUUUAAAGACACUUCUGUACUGUGGCACAUUAGUGAAAUAAUGUGUCGGCUUCAGCUGUAGUAGCAGUUGCGACUGUUACUGGUCUGGGAUAGCUUGAUUGCAUUAUAUCAGGCAUUGGUAAUGGAUUACAGUACUGCAUUGCAUUCUAUGUGGGGCUUCCCUUGGGGUUGAGCAGGAAACUGUAGCUAGUGCAAAAUGCUGCAGAACAAUUGCUGACAAGAGUCAGGUUCUGUCAACAUAUUCCACCUCUGCUCAGAGAUCUGAACUGGGUCCUGACCUGUUACUGGUCCAGGUUCAAAGUGUUGUUACUGAUAUAUAAAAACCUCAACAGCUUGAGACCAGUUUACCUGAAAGAUCACCUUUGACCCAGAUGUGCCUACUUGACCACUUUUGUCAAGUCUACCCAGACAUGCAAUUUUAUGCAUACUUGUUUUCAAAUUACUUUAAUAGUAGUGGCAUUGCUAAUGUUUUUGAUAAUUGUGUGUGUGUGUUGAUUUGUUGAUUUUAUCUGUAAUUUCGUAACUAUUCACACUAUUUUAUGUAAACUGCUUUAAAGACGUUCCAUUUUCGAAUUGAACAGUCUACAAAUUCUGUUAAAUAAAUAGAUGGGUUUUUGUUUUUAAUAGAACACAGUGUGGUUCUGUGGUCAGGUUUCAACUAUCACUCUUGAAAUUGCCACUCCCAGUGCUGCUCAUUGGGUAUUACCUCACCUCAGAUUUUGAAAUAUUUUUCUAGCUCUGUCAGCAAUCCAGAAUUCUUCCUGGCAGUAAUGUUCAGAAAGAAGAAAAACCCUCCUCCUUGUAUGUGUGAAAUUCUGCUCCCCUUUUCUUGAAAUGACUCCCACUUCCAGUUCUUUGAACAGGAUUUGGAACCUGGACAGAGCAAGUCUGUUCUUACUAUUCAGCAGUGACUAGCCUCCCAGCUAACAGCAACUUCCAUCAGCCCCAGUGAGCAUGGCCAACGAUGAGGGAUGGUGGGAGCUAUUCAACAAUGCCUGGAUGGGCACACGUUUCCCCAUCUGUACUGUGGUAGAAUCAACACUGUUGGAGGGUGGAAGAUUUCAAAAUAGAAUGCAACCCGCUCGAAUGAAGGAAAAAGUGGCAUAUGCCUAUUCAUUGUCAACAGCACCUCAACAUGAGACAAAAACAGCCCCCCCCACUACCACUGCACCCAUCUACAAUGCAGAUUGGGUGUGUAAUAGACCAUGGCAUCGCACAAAUUGGGUGGCUCGCUGUUGAGAAACAGAUUUGCAUUCAUGCUAAUGUAGCCAUUGUAAUGGCAGACAAGAGUACUUCAGUAAUACUACUAAGGGCUCAUCCAGGGAGACCUCAUGUUGAGGAUCAAGAGCAGCUUCAGCACUUACUGAUUCUCCCACAGGGUAAAUAUUCAGGAUGCUUCAGUCCAUAAUGGUUGCUGAUGAUCACCAUUGUUAAUAAAGACUGCAGCAGGACUAGCUGAUUGGCUCUCUCCAUACUAAUAGCAUGGCUCAUCUGGGGACAAGGGACUUUUCUGUUCCCACACUCUUUGUUGUGAUGCUAGAUCAGAAGGACUGGGAGCUGUUGCCUAGAUGAACCUUUGCUUUCUUGCAUCUUGUCUCCCAUCAAGCAGAUUAAAAAGGAAACUGUACUGUACCAUAUUCCCUCUCUGCCCCGACCUGCUGCUGCUUCACAGCUCCAGUUCGUCAGAUUUAUCUAAUUCCUUCAGUGGAGUAGGGGCAUAAUCAACAACGUUAGUCUUGUAAAAACAAUAUCAAAUUCCAGGCAUUGUUACAUGUUAUUAAUAAACAAGAUCUAGGAAAGCGGGCAACAUGCCACAUUAUCAAAUUCCCCUAUUACAAAUAUACUUCGAAGCUCAUGUUGCCAUUUAAUAUAAAUAACAAUCCCCAAAUAUCUAUAAAACCAACCUGCCUGAAGGGCAUGCUUUUAUUUGAUGUCAUGCUAAUCAGUUUUGGUGUGCCAGAAAUUACAGUUGCUGAUGGUCCAUCUGUUUUGUAUUUAUCUUAUGUGAUAAGUGGUGUUUAUUUGAUAAGAAUCAAUGCGAUGAAUGUUUAUGAAAUGAAACAAUUUUUUUGUCUCAUUUUUUAAAUCACAAAAUCAAUUGUUUUUGUCUCACUAAAUCACACCCACGAAUGCCAUAAAGUAUAUCCUAGCAUAAAUUUAACAAUGCAUACCUUGAAGUAGUGUUAGAAAGUGGAGACUCAUUUUUCACGCUAGCUUUCAGAUGUAUGGUACUGCACUUUCUGUACUUCAGUAAUCCUGCUGAUUAUUCAUUGUAACUUAACAAACCUUUAGGUCAAGUAUGCUAUGGUAUGAUUAUCUGGAAAUGCUCCCGUAUUGUUUAAAACUCAUCUCAGUUUAAAACAGCCUUCAUCAACCUGGUGCCUUCCAGAUGUUUUGGAUACCAGCCUUCCAAGUUGGCAAAGGCUGGUUUGGAACAUGGUUGGUUCCUGUCCUAUCUCAUGAGAUUGAGCCAAGCGCCAUGCUCCAAAUUCAGGAGGAAUUUUAAAAAAUAUUGGUGAUCUAUAUGUACAAGAGGCAAAUUCUGUAAGUGUGCCAUGCUGUGGAGUGCUGUGGUCCUUUGGAGAAGAAGAAGAAUGUUAGUUCUAUCAGUUCCUCAGCACUUUGCUACCAUUAGUACCUUAGCAUGUAUGACUGCAUGUGCAGUGGUAUGCCUUGGUUCUCAAAUGCCUUGGUACUCAAACAACUUGAAACCCAAACACUGCAAACCCAUAAGUAAGUGUUCCGCUUUGCAAACUCUUUUCAGAAGUCAAAUGUGCUCCGUUUUGAAUGUUAUGCUUCUGAUUUGAGUGCCAUACUUUUGUGCUGAGGUCUGUCUGUUUUUGCUAUUGAUUUUGAGGUCUGUUUUUGUUUAUGCGGCUCUUUGUUUUUGUUUUUUGUGACUGUAUGGAACCCAAUUCAGCUACUGAUGGAUUGAUUUAUUGAUUUCAUUUUAUGGAUCAGUGGUCUCGUUAGAUAAUAAAAGUCAUGUUAAAUUGCUGUUUUAGGGGUUGUUUUUAAAAGUCUGGAACAGAUUAAUCCAUUUUGCAUUACUUUCUAUGGGAAAGCACGCCUUGGUUUUGGAACGCUUUGGUUUUGGAACAGACUUCCAGAACGGAUUAAGUUUGAGAGCCAAGGUACCAUUGUAUGUCUUUUUUCCCCUUUUUUUCUUUGUAAACACCUUUCCAGGCAGAGGCAAAAGCGUGGGAUGUAGUAGUUCAGAGGUAGGACUAUCUCCUCUAGUGUGGAUUUGGAGAAUGGGAAAAUUCUAUUAAAGAAAUCAAGGCCAAGCCUAAUAUGUGCAUUAAAGAAUAUGAUUAUUAUAGCAUGUUUCCACAAGUUACUGCAUUGGGCCAUUUUAUUGGCUUAUAGGAAUCAAGCAGCAGUGCUUAGAGUCUGUGCAUUCUCUUGCAUGGCUAUAGUACUUGACCCAAUUUCUGGUACUAACAGGAAUUUAUUAGCCUGUGAACACCUACCCAGCAGAGACAGAAACAGAGACAGGGGGGCCGUUCCAAAGGCUUGCUGAAUGUUUCCGUGCCAGUUUUUGAGACACUGUGCAGUGCAUCAUAUUCCUGGUAAUUUGGGGGAUUUCUGUGAAACGUGACUGAUUCUGACAGGCAACGGGAAGCCUAGCUGGCAAGAGGAGGAUGCCGUUUCAGCUGCAGUGGUGCAAAACUUCAGUUAUGCUGCGAAAUUUAAGCGGCCUUUUAGAACGGAGCUGCCCAGCUGAUAACCUCAUAUUUAUCUCAUAAAUAUUAAACAGUUUGAACUGCAUAUUAGUCAGCUAUGCCUAGCGGGGCCUUGGUGGCUCUUUCUCUCCCUAGCAAUUACCGUAUCAGCGCAGAUCAUUGGCCUGUUCCUUCGCCUACUGCUCAUUUAUGGUAAUCGGAGGCAUUGUGGGGGAUGUGCUGCAAAAACAUUCUUGUUACAGGGGCAGUAGUCAUAAACUCAUGGCUGAGGUUGUUUCUAUCCAGGAGAGAACGGGGUGAUUCUGCUCCCUAUUAAUCAGAGACUGGUUAAUUUUUCUUCACAAUUGGCAAUGCGUUAAAAAGCUGUUGGCUAGGAGAAGCUAAUUAGAAUCCUCAAUUGCAGAGUGUUGAAUAAAUAGCUACCAUUCAUCAAUUAGGGGUGUUUUUUCCUUGCAGCAUGGAAUUAUUCUGAGCCCCGUCCUAAUCCAUGUUUAUUUUGAAGUCCAUUUGAUUUCAAAAGGGACUUACAGUGGUGCCCCGCAAGACGAAUGCCUCACAAGACGGAAAACCCGCUAGACGAAAGGGUUUUCCGUUUUUGAGUUGCUUCGCAGGACGAAUUUCCCUAUGGGCUUGCUUCGCAAGGCGAAAAUGUCUUGCGAGUCUUGAGAUUUUUUUUCGCUUUCCCCCCCCCUUUAUCUAAGCCGCUAAGCCUUUAAUAGCCUUUUAGCAGCUAAUCCGCUAAGCCGAUAAGCCUUUAAUAGCCGCUAAACCGCUAAUAGCGCUAAUCCGUUAAGCCGCUAAUAAGGUUGCUUCGCAAGACGAAAAAACCGCUAGACGAAGACACUCGCGGAACGGAUUAAUUCCGUCUUGCGAGGCACCACUGUACUUGGGAUUCAAGCCUGAACUUGUUUUCCUGGAUACUUUUUGAAUUCUUUUAAAAUAAACCAACUCAGCCACACUUCUGAAAUGUGUGUGUGAUUAAUGAUAAAUAAGAACGGGUGAUAAAACUAAAGUCAAACCUCGGGUGUCAAACGUAAUCCGUUCUGGAAACCCGUUCAGCUUCCAAAACGUUGGACAACCGAAUCACGGCUUCUGAUUGGUUGCAAGAGCUUCCUGCCCUCAGCGGAAGUCGCAUCAGACGUUCGGCUUCCGAAAAAUGUUAAACUGGAGCAUUUACUUCCGGGUUUUCAGCGUUCGGGAGCUGAAUUGUUUGAAAACAGAGCUGAAAACAGAGCCGAGGUUUGACGGUAUUUGCUGUGAAUUUUGCAUGCCGACAUUAACUUCCUCUUUUUCUUUUCAUUUUACAAAGUCUUCAAUGGGGGAGGGGGGUGAAAUAAUGAGAGUUGACUGUCAUUUGAUCACAUGUAUCAUGCAUGGCCAGAUACACCAGGAAGCCAAGUCUGUAACUGCUGCUAGAUUACAAAGCAGCAUGGUAGGUGCUGGAAUGAGUCAGGAGCAAAGCACCUGCAAUUCUGUCCCCAGAAAUGUGCAUUUGCUUGUUCACAGUCUGACCUUGUGUAAAGUGUGAACCAGGCCACUUCUGCACCUUAUUUACAAGGAAAGUGAGAGUGCUUUUUUGCCACAGAAUAAUAUAUAUAUAUAUAUAUAUACACACACACACACACACACAUAUAUACACACACACACACACAUAUAUAUACACACACACACACACAUAUAUAUAUAUAUAUAUACACACACACAUAUACAUAUAUAUAUAUAUAUAUAUAUAUAUAUAUGGCUAGGGACGCAGGUGGCACUGUGGGUUAAACCACAGAGCCUAGGACUUAACGAUCAGAAUGUCGGUGGUUCGAAUCCCCGCGAUGGGGUGAGCUCCCGUUCUUCGGUCCCUUCUCCUGCCAACCUAGCAGUUCGAAAGCACCUCAAAGUGCAAGUAGAUAAAUAGGUACCGCUCCGGCGGGAAGGUAAACGGCGUUUCCAUGCGCUGCUCUGGUUCGCCAGAAGUGGCUUAGUCAUGCUGGCCACAUGACCCAGAAGCUGUACACCGGCUCCCUCGGCCAAUAAAGCGAGAUGAGCGCCACAACCCCAGAGUCAGUCACGACUGGACCUAAUGGUCAGGGGUCCCUUUACCUUUACCUAUAUAUAUUUGGCUAAGAUUUCUUUGAGUGAUAGCCCUAAGAGAAAUGGGAAUUAGUUUGGAAUUGGCUAAAUUUUAUUGGGGGGAGGGGAAUCAGGAAUGGGUUCAGCCCUUUGCCUGCUACCGAUUUUCCACCCGGCUGUACAUUGAGUCAUUCUCACAUGUAACAGUAACAAGGUUAUGACUUAUGCAAUCUUCCCCAUCAGAAUCAUGUGUCUGGUGUGUGCUUUCUUUGGUACUUUAGUAUUCUGCAGCCUUUGCUGCAUUCCUUGCCUGCUAGGAGAUAAUUUUGCUCUUUGUUACUGUUUUGAGCAAGGCAUGUUGGCUGGAAAGGGUACGCUCCACAAAGCAAGCUGACUUUUAUUUCUUUGACAGAAUAGUGUAAGCAUCAGAGGGGAAUUGAAAAAAUCGAAUAUUCUGUGGAAAUUUCUCCAUACAUUGUUUGGGUGGUGGUCUCCAAUGAAUCAAACUUCACCAAGGGCCAAUGAAGUCAUGUUGGAUCAAAAGGAAAGGGCUGGAAUUACUCUAGGACAUGCUUUACUGAACUCUGACGCUGGGGUGCCUUCAGAUUGUCAGCAUUUUGUGGGAGGGAUUCAAAUGUGCUGGGAAAUUUAGGUUUGUGCAAUUAGAAUGGACUUAAGUGAUCUGUUGCCUUCAUGCGACAAAUCCACUUUAAAAAAUAAAUGGGCUUUUUGCUGUUAGGAAAGUGACUAAGAAAUAAACUGAAAGGCGUGGAAUGAAUGAAUGAUUUAAAUGAAGACAUAUACUGGUAAACACACCACUUGUUAAUUAGGUUGAGUGCUCAUUGAUUUAUAACCUUUCUACAGACAAAUCAGAACAAAUGUUCAAUAAAGACUAAAUAAAAUCUAGUUUCGAUGUAAGCUUUUUGUGAGCAAAUCAGGAUAACUGCUGAGUAAGUAGGAUAUUAUUUCUUUGGAGUAGGAAAAAGACACUGCAAAACCAGUACAGGUGAUCAGUGACCUGCCUUAGAGGGGGGCUAUAUCUGAGAACUAGUCUUAUCAAAAUGUUUUGAAAAUGAAAUGGUUUAUUUCAGUAAUAAUAAUAAUAAUAGGAGAAAAGCUACAGUUAGUAGUAAAAGAAUGAAACUUGAGGGCAUCCCUUUUAUGUUGCAGAAGUUUGUGACGUUUUUGGUAGGCACGGAGGCUUCGUGCUCUCACCCUUGCCUGAUUUUUGUUUUUCAGAUGGAGGAAACAUGUGAAGAUAUAGAUCAGAUGUUCAGCGAUUUAUUGGGGGAAAUGGAUUUGCUGACACAGGUAAGUUAUACUUUCUUAGCUGAUUUGGAGAAUUGGUAAAAGAAAGUAAAAAAGAAGGAAUAAAGAAUCCUUCUUCCUGUCUCCAUUCAUCGUUGUUCUUUCUUACUAAAUAUAAUUAUUUCAACAUACCGAGAUUGAUUCCUCAUCUUCUGCCCCCACGUUGCCCAUGAAAUAACCAGUACCAGUUGCGAGAGACUUUUUGCAGCUGAAGCAAAACAUCACAAUGCCUGUUGUGCUAGACCAGCACACCUAUCAACAUUUUUUAAAAAGAAAGGACACUACAGUCAUACCUUGUAAGUCAAACAGCUUAGUUCCCGAACGUUUUGGCUCCUGAACUUCGCAAACCCGGAAGUGACUGUUCCAGUUUGUGAACUAUUUUGGAAGCCGAACGUCCGACAGGGCUUCCACGGCUUAUAAUUGGCUGCAGGAGCUUCCUGAAGCCAAGCAGAAGCCAUGCUUUGGUUUUUGAACAUUUUGAAAGUCAAUUGGACUUCUGGAACAGAUUCUGUUUGACUUCCAAGGUACGACUGUAUAACUAUCCCUGCAUGCAUUAUGUGGGAAUGGGGAAUUUUAUAGCAGAAACAGGUUACUAUGUCGUUGGAGCACGUAUUUGCUCACUAAAUUCUGCUUUCCCUCUUGUGGGGGGUGGGGAGACCCCGUAUACAGGGGACCUUGUGUCUUUCAUUUUCAGCCAUUUGUCUGUUAAACCCAUCUCCUGCCCCUUCACCAAGCUACUUUCCUUCCUGUAGGGGAGUUUAAUUCCCUCCCUGGCCCACCUCACCUCUCUUCUGCUUCUGAUUGCUGAGUCCUGCGGCUGCUUUUCCUUUAGAAAAAGAAACCUCUGGGAAAUGGGUCGCAUAUAUCCUUUGUAAUGUCAAGUUGGCCUUUAGAUGUCAGCGGAAUGCUGGCAACGUAGCAAAAUAAGAAUCUAUGGCACAAAUUACAUAAAUUUUGAAAGUGUAACUUGAAGCACUUAACCUGCCACUUCGGUUUUUAUAUAUGAGUCCCUUGGCAUAAAGCUUUAUUUCUGAUUUUUUUUUUAUGGUGUUCAGAUAGGUUCCGUCAGUUGUAUUUUACUCUGUAGAUUAGGAAUUCUGCUGGAAGGAGCUUGCAAACCAAUAAAAUAAAAUAAAAUAUUGUUCAUACCACCCCAACCUCCACAGCAGUGCAAAAUUCCAGGGCUGCAGGCUCCUACCCAAGGUUCAUGUUUCCUUUGGAAAUGAGGCACAGGGGAGACUGUGGUGUCUUUAUGGCAUAGGGUUUAUGGACACAGAUAUAUAUAACCUGAGCCUGCCAUGGAGGGGUUCAGAUCAUUGCCACUCCAAAAGGGCCUUGCUUCUCCCAUAGGCACGCUCCUGGAUUCAAAAGAGAAAAUCAAACAUGCUCCAAAAUGUAGCUCUGACCCCACUCUCCAGCUUGCUGAUCUUUUCCAGACUACAACAUCACUGCAAAAACUCCAUCCUAAACUUUCCUUUUGUCUUUCGAACUAACUAACCUUUGGGAGGGACGGCAGCACUGAGCCACUUCCAUUUUCCCAGCUAAUGACUCAUCCUGACUUGUAUUUUAAUAUGCAAGAAUAAAUAUCUAGAACCCCAGAAUUAGAAGGGGAGUCCAGGCACCCCACAAACAUUAUGAUUUAAUGGCACAGUGUUGGCUAUCAGAACAGUAAUCCCAAUUCACUACAGUGGUACCUCGGGUUACAUACGCUUCAGGUUACAGAUGCUUCAGGUCACAGACUCUGCUAACCCAGAAAUAGUACCUCGGGUUAGGAACUUUGCUUCAGGAUGAGAACAGAAAUAGUGCAGCGGCAGCGUGGCGGCAGCAGGAGGCCCCAUUAGCUAAAGUGGUACCUCAGGUUAAGAACAGUUUCAGGUUAAGAAUGGACCUCCGGAACGAAUGAAGUAUGUAACCAGAGGUACCACUGUAUUAAGUUUCUGGCUUCUUAAUAAUGGAUUAGGUGUAAAUGAGAAAAUAGAACAGCUUGAAAACUAAUAAAUAACCUUUUCUAUGUAGAUAUUGACACUGAGUCUGCUUUGUGACAGUGGCCACCACCACUGUUUCCCCAGUUUUGUCUCCCCACCUGCCCUCUAAGCUGCUAUUUAUCUUGCUGGGGAAACAAACAGCUCUUUUGUGGAAGGUGGUUUAAAUCAGGGAAACAGCACAGGGGAAAGGAUUUUUUAAACCCUGCAAGUGCCCUGGCAACUUAAGCUGUUGCUUUUAAAAAGAUAUAUCAACAUCAGGAGGUCCAAUCAUGGAUCUUACAUUUCUAUUUUUUAUUUUUUUACCUUAAGACAAACUAGAUAGUAUGUGAAAUGCAUGGCAUUUCACUUGUUUGUGUUUUGUUAGUGACUUGGGGAUUUGAGGGGAUGGUUGAACAGAGCUGUGGAAGCGGGGAGGGGGAGAAUGGCUUAUAGUCAAAAGUUUCCUGCCCCCCUUAUGGUGUUCACACUGAAUACAGUGGUGCCUCGCAAGACGAAAAGAAUCCGUUCUGGGAGUCUCUUCGUCUAGCGGUUUUUUCGUCUUGCGAAGCAAGCCCAUUGACGGAUUAGCGGAUUAGCGCUAUUAGCGGCUUUUAGCGGCUUUUAGCGGCUUAUCAGCUUAUCGGAUAAGCAGAUAAGCGGCUUAGCGGCUUAGAAAAAGGGGGGGAAGGAAAAAAAAACGCAGGAACUCGCAAGACAUUUUCGUCUUGCGAAGCAAGCCCAUAGCAGAUUUGUUUUGCGAAGCACCUCCAAAACGGAAAACUCUUUCGUCUAGCGAGUUUUCCGUCUUGCGAGGCAUUCGUCUUGCGGGGCACCACUGUACAUGAUAAAUAAACAACUCAAAACUCAUUUCCCCCAUGACAUAUGAAGCAGCAUUCAAAUGUGUUUGACGUCAAAGGUGGGGCAAGUUAUUCUGGAGAAAGGGAUGUUAAGACUACACUUCCAAUCACAAAGCAAACGUCUUUCUAUAGAGAAUAACCAGCCCAGUAGAUAAGUUUCUGGUCUUAGGAUACCUUGAAUAACUUUUCUACCAUGACUUUUGCCAGUGACAGUGAUAUUUCCCCCCUUUCUUCAUCAGAGUUUGGGAGUAGAAACACUCCCACCUCCACCCAGCAAAGCAGCCAAUGAGGAAUUUAGUUUUGCAGUUGGUUUUAAAGAUUUAAAUGGUGAGUAUUUGUAUUUUGUAUUACUAUGAUCAGUUUGUCAGAGGAGGGGGCAAGCACUAUUUAGCAAAAAGCUAAAUGGAUACUUUUCUCUUCUGAAACAAUUCAUUCAUUUUGAAUGUGUAAAAUGACUUCGGUCUAACUCUUGAAACAAUGAAAGGUUAAAUUUUCUCUUUCUUUCAAAAAAGCGAUCCUGUAAAUUUUACCAGAGCUAUAAUUUGCUUUUGACUAUGGUACUCAGGUUAUUAUAUUUCAUUUCUCUAUGCAAAUCUUAGCCUGGCUUUUAAUACUCAGAUGUAAAUUCCUCUAGUACAGUAUUCCCAGGUGCUCUUUUAAAAACUUGCCUCUGUCACCUCCUUGGCUAGAAGCCAUCCUUAUUAUAAUCUGUGGAACAGCAUCUACUCACACCAGCAGAGCAAGUUGCUCAAGAUCAGUACUGAAAUGAUGCCUGAGAUAUCUUGUAUUUCCUGCCCCUUAACAGAAUCCUUAAAUGCAUUGGAAGAUACCGAUUUGGAUGCUUUAAUGUCUGAUCUUGUAGCAGACAUAAGUGAAGUGGAGAAAGCUACAUUCCAAGAACAGAAAGACGCCUCUCAUUUCCAACGUGCUGCCAAGACUCAGGCUCCAGCAAAUGCUCCUGUCACCACUUAUGCCCAGUCAAGUUUCCCAAAUAUUGCCGUUACCCAGGUUGAGGAUGAUUUGCCGCCACCUCCUCCAGAACUAGCCUUUGGUUUUCCCCCUCCUCCUCCACCUGCUCCAACCCAGCCUCCUGAACCACACACUCAGGUGAGCAGAAUCUGUCACGGCUUAAAAUUAGCCACUGUUUCUUUAAUAUGAAAGGAACUGAGUCAGCAUGAGUCAGCUGCCUACAAUGAAUUGGCAAAGCCAGCAUGACUCACGCAACCUUUCACCUACAUAUGCCUGUAUAUAUAGAGUGGUCAUUGAUUGUGUGCGGUGUGGGUUGGUUGGAAGCUGAUUGCGUUUGUUAUGUAUAAAGCUGUCGGUCAUGGUUGGAGAAGACUUUUUUUAGAAUAAAAGAGCAUUCUGCAAAGUACUCUUUCUAAAGGACUCUUUGUGCCAACUAGGGUCCAAGGACCAGGCAAAGGAGGUCAGAACCUUUUCUUUUUCAAACACUGACAGAAUCUCAUUUCAAAACUCUGCUAGGCCCUUGUUUUAAUGUAAACCUUCACCAGCUUGGUGUCCUCCAUAUACUUUGGACAGCAAGUUCCAUCAGCCAUAAAGUAAAGGGACCCCUGACCAUUAGGUCCAGUUGCGGACGACUCUGGGGUUGCGGCGCUCAUCUCGCUUUACUGGCAGAGGGAGCCGGCAUACAGCUUCCGGGUCAUGUGGCCAGCAUGACUAAGCCGCUUCUGGUGAACCAGAGCAGCACAUGGAAACGCCAUUUACCUUCCCGCUGGAGUGGUACCUAUUUAUCUACUUGCACUUUGACGUGCUUUCGAACUGCUAGGUUGGCAGGAGCAGGGACUGAACAACGGGAGCUCACCCCGUCACAGGUAUUCGAACCGCCAACCUUCUGAUCAGCAAGUCCUAGGCUCUGUGGUUUAACCCACAGCGCCACCUUCCAUCAGCCAUAGACAGACUAUAAUGAGAGUUGUCACCUGGUGGAGGGCACCAGGUUAGCAAAGGCUGUUUUAACGAUUCUGUAGAUGUUUUCCGUAGCACCAAAAGAGAGAACCUAGAAUAGCAAAAUGAAAAGCCCUUCUGUUUUAGAAGCAAAAUCACUUUCUCCUGACCUUUUCAAGUACAAUCCAACUACCCCGAAAGUUUCUCUUGGCCAGAAAGCACAAUAUCAGGUAUUUCAUGUUGAGACAGCCCCAUGUGGAGAAGUAUAGUGGUUCUUUAGUCCAGAGAGCUACUACGUCCCCUUUGUCUUUCUGGGUUUGCCUGAGAUCACGAAGCAGAGAGGUGAAUAAUAUGGAAGUUUUUCUGCUGAAGAGGCAGACUACUUUUCUGUAUAAAUUGAAAUGUUAAGCUAAAACUGAGUUUGUACCUUCAGCAGGGCGAGAAACUUCAACGAAUGGGUGUAAAAACAUAUCAUCCUAGAAUCAGACCAAAGACCUAUUGAGUCCAGCAGGACAUGAGUGGGAUAGUACUUUCCUGCUCCUAUUCAGAGAGCUACCAUCUCUGAUAUUGGAGGCAACAUAUAGCCAUAACAAAUGUUGGAAGACUCAGGACAGAUUAAAAAAACAACAACUGUAUUUUCCCGUUUAUAACAUGCCCCCAUGUAUAGGACGGCCCCUAUUUUUGGGGACUCCAAAUUAAGGAAAUGGGGGGAGUUUGCCCAGAGUCGUGGGGCUGGGGGGGAUUGCCGAAAAUCGCUCACCAGCCACCAGUCGCCCGCAAAAAUGCUGCAGCAGAAGCCAAUCAACAGCAGCCCUUGUCGCAGCCACCAAUUACACGCCAAAUCGCUGCUGACAAUCUCUGGCUCGCGGCUACAACCAAUUGCCUGUCCACCCUUUGCACUAUCCAUGUAUAAGAUGAUCCCCAAAUUUUAACGUUCUUUUAGAAUAAAAAACAUCAUCUUAUACAUGGAAAACUACAGUACUUAUUUACGCAGCACAUCGUUUAACUAAGGAACUCAUACAAUUGUAGAGUUGGAAGGAACCCACGGACCAUUUAGUCCAACCCCUUGCAAUGGAGGAAUCUGCAGCUGUCCUUUACCAGGAUUGCACCUGCAGCCUUGGUGUCAUCGGCACCCUGCUCUAACCAACUGCGCUAUCCAGGCUGGAUUGUGGUGGUCACCAACCUGGAAAGAGGAUUACACAAAUUGAUGGAGGAGAAAGCUAUCAAAGGUCAUGCCCUGUUUCUGAACACCAGUUGCUGGAAUUCACAGAAGGGCAGAGUGCUCUUGAGGUCAAAUACUGUUUGCUGGUUUCCCACAGGCAUCUGGUUGGGCACUGUGAGAACAGGAUGCUGGUCUCUUCAUAUGUUCCUGUGUGAUGGCCUUAAUGUUGGAAAUUAUGGCGGUCCGCAAAACAAGAAGAAACCAACCAACUAGAACAGUGGUAUUCGACAUAAUGGGAUGCUGUGCAAACCCAUGCUGGAGCAGAAAGCACCAAAAAUUAAAAUUUAAAAGGGAGAAGAAAUGAAAAUGUUCAUGAAAUGGAAAGGGGAUAGAAUGCUUCUUACUGGGGUGUGGUGUCUUUAAAAGGGGCUUUACAAUCUUUCUUCUUUCAGGAAGAACAAGAAGCGCAAGCAAAAGCUGACAAGAUUAAGCUUGCAUUAGAAAAACUGAAGGAAGCCAAAGUUAAAAAGGUAGCAUUCUCUAUUUUAUUUUAUUUUUGCAAAAGUAUUGACAAUCAAACCUUACGAUUUUAAACAACCAUUUUAUACAGUCAAGUAUUGGCUUGUUUCAUGUACUUCCCCCUCCAUUUUGUUUGCCUGUUGAUUGGAUGAUUUGCCAAGAUGUCCAGAUCACAAACCAGACAGGUCAUACCUGUUUUCCACCAAGCUGUGGAUAUUCCACUUCUAUUUACUGAAGGCGGUUUUUUUAUGCCACCCUUCAUAAAUAUUUAUUCCAGAACAGUUAAAGGACAGUAGCAAUAAAAUAUACACAAAACAAUUAAAAAAACAAAUAGAUGUGUUUGAUAACAAUCCAUUAGAACAGGAGUGUUAUCAUGUAAAAUGGGAACUGUAGCCCUAAGGACUGCUAAUGACUUUUUAAAGAAACAAAAAUAGCUGCCCUUUCUAUGACAUUUAAAAAUAUGUCACCUUGGUUUAGAUCCUAGCCUCUUUAGUGAACACAACAGAGAAGUCUGUUUAUGAAAUCUGAAUGGUCAACCUCCUUCUGCAGCUGUAAUGGCAUUUGUAGCCGAGUAGAGCCAUGGAGCCUGACAUCCGCGUUGCUGCUGUUUAAGUGGAUGAGGCAGGUAUGGGACUUGGUGGCAGUGAGGUUGGGGCUGCAUGGGCUCACGGACAGGACAGGACAGCAAAUUGACUCAGCCAGCAUGCCUGCACACCUUCUUGCUGCGCUGCCCGGCUCCACUCUGGUCCAGGUAAGCAGCAACAAUAUCAGGCUCCAGAGCUCUGGCCCACUGCUUGCCCCAUGAUUUCUCCAAAAACUCCCUGUGCACCCACCCACCCAUCCCAAAAAAUCUGCUCCUAAGGUUGGAGGAGCCUUGUGAAUGGUUUCCGUGCUGUGAGGGCUGAAGGUGGAUGGGAAGGUUAGCAGUACCGCACAGACACACGCUUUUGCUAAAUAGAAGAGUAAUUGAGAGUCUUAAGCCUCUGGGUUUUAUUUAGAGUAGCACCAAGGUGCUACACUAAAUGGAUUUCCACUUGUGCAAUUCUCCCCAAAUCUGUUAUAGGGGUUCCCCCAACCCUCUGGAGUAGAAUGUAAAAAUGCUAUCACCAUAUUUCUGGGCAAUCCCAAAUAUUGGCCUGGCCUUAUUUCCACUACCCUUUACCUUUUCUUCUCAAAGAAUUAUGAUAGUGUAUUCAAAACAAACAAACAUCCUGCACAAGUACCAAAGUACAAGUUACUAAAGUGGAGGUAUUUGGAAAGAAUACAGCUUAGUGUCUCAACGCUCCUUGCUUUUUAUAGUUUGAGCAAAAUUCAACACUGCACUGCCAGAGCUGUUCGUGCAGAGAUCUUAUAAUUAGAAUUAGCAGAACUAAAGUAACAUUUCCUGGCAAGGAACUGACUUUUUUAUUUUCUUAGAUGCAGACAGAUAGUAGGACUGUGAUUAUUUAGGAAGUCUCAAGUCUCCUUCCAGUGAACACUUCUCUUUUCACUUUGUGGAAACAAGCAUUUUGAUCAUGAAGUAAACACAAACAUGAACAACAUGUGCCAAUUGCUUAACAUGUAAAAAAAUUGCUUAACAUGGGGGGGGGGGGAGAUACACAGCCUUUGUAGCUAUUAUAAAGUCAAAAGGUAGGUCUGGCUGAGAGCGAGAGAAUAACUAGUCCAGGAUAGCCCAGUUUGCUUCAUAGCGGAAUGAGGAUUUAGACCUUUAUUGCUAACACUCUAACCUCUAGACCACAUUAGAACACCUGCUCCUUUCAUUGUUGUGCAGCUGGAGGUAUUUCAGCAAAUGCAGCUUUUUGUGGCAGAGUAUUGGAGGGCUUUGAAAAGCUGGAGGUGCCCAAAUUCCCAUGUCUGCAAAACCAUUAAAGGUUCAGUGUCUCUAAUGCAGAAAGGCCAGCUACCCCUAAAUUGGUGCAUACCUAAACAAUGGCUUCCUAUUUCUUCCGACAGAAUGCUUUAAUAUACAAGUGAGAUUCUGUCCUGGUGAAAGGCAGGUACUAUAUUCUCUUAGACAUAGCCCUUUCUUCUGCACAGUCUAUGCCAAUCCUAGACCUGUGUAGUCAGCCAUGUGGGUCAUCAGAAACAGUCACCAAUUAACGAAUUUCUCAAGCAGAGACCAGAAGAUCUGGUAGGAUGUUUUUAUCCCCAAAGUCAAUAUAAAAUGAGAUUAGGUGUUGAAUUUCCAGUCAGUUAUAACUGGAUUCUAGAUUAGGUCUGAUCUGAUGGGUUUGUUGUUCCUUCAUUUUAUAUUAUCCCACCCAAUAUUAUGGCCUCCUCUGAGAAGGUUCUAAAAAUAAACCACACAGAGAAUGAGAGAAAAUAAUAAUAAUUUCAGGGAUACUAUAUAAUGUUGCCAGCUGAUGUGGAAAAACUAGUGCAGCCGGCUUCUGUAUCUUUAAUAGUAGCCUGAUUUUCUACCACCAGGAAGAGGAGCUUUUAACGAGAGGGAGAUAUGCAUUAAAACCUCCUAAUUUUUGCUGAAGCUGAUGCUGUUAAAGAUGUAGGAGCAAGCGCUGGUAAAAAUGUUGGCAACUCUGCUAUCAUGCAAACUGUAUGUUUAAUAAUGUUUUAGAGAAACAAUCUGUAUAUUUACAUGACAUUUCAGUUACUCUUUACUCAAAACAUGAAUUCUGUCUUGGAAAGAGGCAGGGAAGUAGAGCUGUUGACUUGGUAGUGUUCCCAAGACAUAUUAUGUCCCCCCAUCCCACCCCCAGGUCCAAUUUUAUGAUACAUGAUGGAUUUGAAUUGGCAAUGAUCUCUCUGAUCAGCCCAGGCAGAUUCUUGACCACGGUAGCCUUUUGGUCCACAUUGAAAUUAACUGCCUCAUCUAUUAUUCUCUCUGCAGCUUGUUGUCAAGGUGCACAUGAAUGAUAACAGUACGAAAUCCCUGAUGGUGGAUGAACGGCAAGAGGCACGUGAUGUAUUGGACAAUCUCUUUGAGAAAACCCACUGCGACUGUAAUGUGGACUGGUGCCUUUAUGAAAUAUACCCAGAGCUACAAAUAGGUACGUUGCAAAGAUUUUGGAUCUUCUUACGCUAUAUUUUUUGAGCUUUACUAGAAAGCAUUUUGGUGAUGCCACAUCAGGCAACAUUUUGCCGUUGCCAUCCAGCGCCCAUCUCUUCGUUUUGGUGGGUUCUUGUUUGUGUCUGAUAGAUCUGAGCUCCUAGUUUUGGUGUGUCUUCUCUCUACUAAUGGUGUGUGUCACAUACUAGGGGCAGUGCCUCCCUUUGCCCCCUCCCUUUACUCCCUGCCAAGGCCAUCCCACUUCCCCACUUUCCUUACACUUCACCUGGGCCACCCGUCUGCCUGCUCGCCCAUCUGGGUCUGCCCACCUCAAUCUCUGGUUGCCUGCUUAUCACCCUCCAAUGCUGGUGUCAUGCCCAAGCAGUUCUAAGAGCCCAGUUUGUCAUAACGCUGUAGUUCACAGCACCACCUACCCGUAGGUAGCAAACUGCUGCAUCACGACAGCCUUACAUGUUUAUUAUAUGUAAGGAUAUAUAAAUAUAUACAUGCAGGGGAGUGUUAAAAGAAAAAGUCUGAAACAUCAAAGUACCUAGUGAAAUCUAGGGAAUUCCUUUGCAAAUUUUUACAAACUGGAAAAAAAGAAAAUCUGGGAAGUUUUUCUGUUUUGGCAAAGAUGCUUUCAUAUGGUCUAGUCUAUCAUGGCUCUUGGGGUCUGAAUAUUAUGGAUAGGCAAUGCUUUGAACCAUUUUUAAAAAGUAAAGGUAAAGGACCCCUGAAAGUUAAGUCCAGUCGCAGACGACUCUGGGGUUGCGGCGCUUUCUCGCUUUACAGGCCGAGGGAGCCAGCGUUUGUCCGCAGACAGUUUUUCCAGGUCAUGUGGCCAGGAUGACUAAGCCGCUUCUGGCGCAACAGAACACCGAAACCAGAGGAGGGCAUGGAAACCCUGUUUACCUUCCCGCCAGAGCAGUACCUAUUUAUCUACUUGGACUUGGUGUGCUUUUGAACUGCUAGGUUGGCAGGAGCAGGGACCGAGCAACAGGAGCUCACCCCGUCACAGGGAUUUGAACGGCUGACCUUCUGAUCGGCAAGCCCAAGAGGCUCAGUGGUUUAGACCACAGCACCACCCACAUCCCUUUGAACCAUUUUACUACAUUUAAAUAUAGGAAUGUGCACUGAUGACGGAGCAUGUGUGUAAUAUAUUUGUCUGUCUUAACAUUUCUGGUUUGGGUUUCCCUAGAAAGAUUUUUUGAAGACCAUGAAAAUGUGAUUGAAGUCUUAUCACAUUGGACCCGUGACACUGAGAAUAAGAUUCUGUUUUUGGAAAGAAAGGAAAAAUACGCUGUUUUUAAAAACCCACAGGUAAAGUAACAUAACUUAGGCAAGCUGGUGUAUAGUAAGAUUUUAGUUCAUACAGUAAUGACUAGAUAUUUUAUUUGCUCUGCAGCCCAAGUAACAAAGAUUGAAGGUGCGUCCAGUCUUGGUAUAUCAAAGGGAUCUUGAGUUGUGCUUCUUAUGUAUCAGAGCACAAUAUUGGUUACUAAACACUAAAUAGUCAUUCUUGGGAAUAGUCACUGAAGGUCAAAACUGAAGUAACAUCAAAGUGCAUUUUAGCAUCCAACAAGGAAAGGGAGAUUUCGGUGGAUUUCUUGAUUUAUCCAUUUGGUGAGCCCCACUUCACUCAUUCAUCUUGCCAUGGGCUCUGGGAAUCACUCUGUUCAUUGGAUAAUUAGUUUUAUUUUCCCAGGGAAAUCAUGUUAAAAGGCUUUGCUCCAUUUUAGUCCAGUGACUCAUUAAAAUGGAUGGUCACAAGCUUGUGUCGGAAGCUGCAACAUCGUUAGCUGCAACUUCACAUCCUCAAAAUAUCUUUAUAACGUGAAAUUUAACUCACUUUGUAAAGUGACUGCUAUGACAAAUGGACUGCUCUUUGGGAAGAUCAGAGUGUUUCCCAGACCUGGCUUAGCAGUAUUGCAGAAUAAACUUAUCUCACACCAGCUGCUGCUGCUGCUGUAAUUAUUUCUAUCAGUGCAUCCCAGUUAAUGCAUCUUCACUUUAGAACUGGGGUGACCAUGGGGUUUUGUGUGAGGAUGCAAACUCAAAUUCCUGGAAAGCAUAAGAAAACCAAACCAUCCAACCAACAUUUUGGGAGGAUUCAUAGUGACCUUGGAAGCCCAUACUGCUUAUGAUAACAUAAUCUUAAUUGUGUGUGUUUGAUAAAGUUUCAUUUGGUGUUCAGCCUGCAUGCAGGGCAAUGGACCAAGGAAUCCACCCCUCUUUCAGUUAAUUAGCUGGAUGUUGUGUGGUUAAUAAGGAAGAGCCAGGUGCAGUCACUCAACAAUGAAAAUACAGAUAAUUACUACACAGCUGCCUCAAUCACUAUGCCCCAACCUUCCUGUGUACUGGUGGGUGAAGGAUGACCUGGAAUAAGUAAAUGGGCUAGUUUAUUUAUGCUUGCCAUGACACAUAAAGGAAAAUAACAGCAGAAGGACAUCAAAUUCCGCUUUUUUAGAAAAAAAAUUCAUUGCCUGCUUUUCAUUCUAAAAUAAUCCCAAACCUGGGUACAAUGCCAAUAAAAAUGAAAAGAAAUUAUAUAAAGUUGUAUUCAAUUAACUUUUACUCAGAGUGAGCCCAUUGAAUGGCUGUGACCAACUUAGGCCCAUUAAUUUCAGUGGGUUUAUCUAUUCUGAGCAAAGGUUGGUUGACUACAACCGAUAAUUAACCAAUAAUCAGUAAUACGAUAAAGCAUCGGUUUACAAAUGUAUUGUUUUAUUAAUUUAUAAAUUUUGUUGCUGCUUUUUACAAUAACAUUUUGAAGUGGGGGUUGUUGUUGUUGUUUAGUCGUGUCCAACUCUUCGUGACCCCGUGGACCAGAGCACGCCAGGCACACCUGUCUUCCACUGCCUCCCGCAGUUUAGUCAAAUGAAGUGGGGUACAAUACUGAUAAAAUGCAACAAAAUAUUCCCAUCAGUAAAACACGCAAGAGCACAUGCACAGUUAAAUAGCAUUUUACAAAGUGCCGUGGCAAAGAUUCAACCAAAAUCCUGGGUGAAUAAGUAGAUUUUCCGGUGGUGCCAAAACGUUACAUCUUGGCAUAAACUCUAUCUGAGGGCCACUAGCAAUUCUCUAGUUAAAGUAAAAGAACACCAUGCACAAUGCUUGUUUUGAGAAUCACGUUUUCAAAUAACGAAAAACAGUUGUCCAUGGGAAUCACAGAAACGGAGAUCCUUUUGCUCCCAACCAACAACUACCAAUUGUUAAAUGGGAAAGCUGGUAGAAAAGAGAAAGUAAACAUUAGUUUUUAAGCUAUACUUCUAAUACUUAGGUUUGUGUUACAAUCCCAGGAGAAUCAACAAAAUUGUUAAGCGACCUUCCUUUUCACACAGAUUUAUUUAUUUAACAUAUUUAUACCCUCUCCAUUAGUAUAUCUCAUAACAAGGUGGCUUACAAGAAUCUAUAGUCUCUCCUUUGCAUGCAUGCGUGUAUAUCCAGUAUAAUGCUCACCAGCAUUUUUACGUUGUAUACCGGUAAUUUGCAACAGAACUAAGCAGCAUAUAGUGCCUGCUUUGUCAGAGACUAUUUCUCCUCAUAGUAUUUUCAGAAAGGAACCACAGACUUCUUUCAGACACGUGUGGUCUUCUUCAGUGGUGCUGUAGUCUAUAGGAGAUCACGUGACGAUAUAUCCACCUGUAUAACAUGCAGCCUCGUCCUUUGACCCAGCCUGCUUAUUGAAGGAUGGUGAAUGGCGAGCAUUUUCCCUUUUUAGCAAUGGAAGUGUAUCAAGUAAGCAACAAUGCAUAGCAAUGCUGAAAAAUGAGACACAAGGAAAAAAACCACAUCUGUCUUAAUAUGGGUUUGACAAGCAAGGUCAUAUGCUGUUGUCAAAAACUCCUGUCCAUUAUCCUUCUUGUUUACCAGUACCAAAAUGUGGUCUAUAGCAACUGAGUUAAAGAUACAGGGUGGUCUGUUUCCCCUUUAAAUAAAUACCAGAUGCUCAAAUAUAAAUUGCUUGUAGCCAGAGGAAGUUCUUAAAAAAAGAAAAAAAGGUUGUGGGCAGCUGUUUUGAGUUUGUUCCAUGGUGACAAUAGCAAGAUGAGAAUUGGGUUUGUUCGUGCAUAUUCAAACAUAAACAAAUGCAAACAGCUUUGGUCGUCUUUUAAGGGGACAUUAGGUGCAAUGCAUGUGUUUUCUGUGCAAGCCUCGCUGAAAUUUUGGUUUCCUGUGCAAGUCUCAGUGUCCAAGAAGAGCAUGAUUGUUCUGUGUAUAUGGUACUUUCCUGGAAGUUAAGUCGCAUUAAAAUUUCAAGGACUUUCCCAAGUAAAUGUGAUUAGGGUUGGGCUUUGGCAGCAUAGUUGUAUGGGAUUUACUCCUGGGAAAGUUGGUAUAGGAUUGAAGUGUAAAUGCCUUUUGUAUGUAUCAUGAAUAUACUGUUUAUGUACAGAAAUACCUUCCCCUCUCUUUCCAUUGGGGAGACUCAUAUUCAAAAUGGUCAUGUGAAGUCACAUAAAUUUGUUUCUAUGUUUAUUUCAGACUUCUCACCUCUUGCUCUUCUUUGCCAAACUCCACACCAGCCUUCACUGAUCAUAGUCUGUAUAAUGAAAGUAGUGAUCAUAGGAAGCAAAUAGUCCACUCUAAAGUCCACUCUAAUGAAUGAGGAGACACAUACUGAAAAUUAUUUUGCAUAGAAAACGUGCGAUAGCAUCCAGGUGUUGUUUUUUUUACACCUUCCUGAGAGCUCUGAUUGGCUAUCUGACUUGUCCAAGGCCCUCCCUUUUUCCUCAUAGUGGUCACCAGCUGCUCCUCCAGCUCCUUCCUACUAUCACCUGCUUGCUUGCUAGGCAAAUGAACAGGCACACAGCAGUACCUACUGCUCCUGAGAGCUCUGAUUGGCUAUCUGACUGGAAACUUUAUAUGGACUAUGGCAGCUACUGGGACUUUGACGUGAAAUGCAAUUGGGUAGACACAGAUAUAGCACCUGCUAUUUACAUCUGUUGUUUUAGGUCUAGUGACCUUCCCAGUUUAUGGACAGUGCCUUAUCAUCCUCACCCUUCUUUGCAUUUUUAAUUAGAAUUUCUACUUGACCAAUAAAGGGAAAAAUGAAAGCAAGGAAAUGAAUGAAAAAAGCAAAGAGGCUUUACUGGAGGUAAGCAAAAUUUUGGGAUAAGCAACACUGCAUUUGGCUAUGAAAUGGAUGGCUGUCUUCCUAAGACCCCAAACACAAUAGACGUGUUUCAAGUUCUUCAUUUUUGCAAAAACAGGAAGCUCUAGCACAAUAGGAUUAAAUGCACAGUUCUCACAGUGGAGGGGUCUGAGAUGCGAGGUCCCCAAAGAAUCAAUAUUGACUUUGUAACUCUAAAUCACAAAUGAUUUAGAGUUAAAGGGAAGCAGUGAGGUAAGCCAAGUUUGCUGAUGACACCAGAUUGUUUAAGGUGGUAAGAACAACAACAAAACAACAACAACAACAACGGAUUAGGAAAUCCUUUCUAAAACUUGGGCCCCCAAAUGUUGUUGGACUACAACUCCCAUCAUCCCUGACCACUGGUCCUGGUAGUUAGGGAUGAUGGGAGUUUGAGAAAGGCUGCCUUAGGAGAUAUCAUUUUUGUAUAGUUAACCUGCUAACCUGUGGCCAGUGUGUUGCUCUUGCUAACACGACUGCUUGUGGGCAGGCAGUAGCUUAGUGGCAGAACACUUGCUUUGCCUACAGAAACAUCUGAAGUUCAGUCCCUGGAAAAGCUCUGAAAGAUCCCCAUCUGUUGUGCUGUUCCCCUAUGUGUAGUGCUUUUUUGAGUGCGCAAAUCAUUGGUGUACAUAAUCUCAAUAGCCUUUACGACCUACAAAGGGCCAUAGCUCGGUGAUAGGGCACAUGUUUUGCAUGUAUAACUAGGUUCAGCCGCUGGCAUCUUUAGGUAGGGCUACAAAGGACUCCAGUCUGGAAGCCCCAGAAAGUGGUUGCCAGCCUGUGCAGGCAGAACUGAGCUAGCUGGCUCUGACGUUUCCUGCGUUCCGCUUCUGUUUUGUCUAACCCCAUUUUCACUCCACAGGAAAGCUUCUGUGGCACAUCUGUCAUUGUACCAGAAGUUGAAGGGGCCCUUUAUUUAAAAGAAGACGGGAAGAAGUCCUGGAAGAGACGUUAUUUUCUCCUGCGAGCUUCUGGAAUUUAUUACGUACCCAAAGGAAAGACCAAGGUCAGGCAAGUCAAAGAAAUCCUUUCAGGCAAUAAAGCAAUUCAUGAAGGUGAAAGUAAAGAAAUCCCGAGGUGACAUUCUAAGGGCAGCAUCUGGCGCACCUGAGAGGGUCCUUCUUUGGGCUGCAGCACUUGUGCAAAUAUUAGAAUAGAGUUGCUGAGCUCCUUUGGGGCUACCCCCACCCCCACUCCCCCCAGGUUUGUUUUUCCAGUUAGAUUAAAAAAACAUUUCGUUUCUUCAAAACCCAGACAUGAAAGGAAACCAAAAAGGCCAAAUCUGUAGUUGCCCAUUCAAAGUAAAAAGGUGCCAUUACUUUUCGUCUAGUUCCCUAUGGAAACGUAUCUCAACAGUUUGCAAACAUUCAGGGUUUUCUUUUGGCACAAGGCAAGCAGAAGAGUCUUGCCAUUGUUCAAGGUAGGCUAAAGAGAAAGUUAGAGAAAGUAUCAAAUUUGGCUUUGAUAGUCUCUUUCUUUCUUUCUUUCUUUCUUUCUUUCUUUCUUUCUUUCUUUCCUUCCUUCUUUCCUUCCUUCCUUCCUUCCGUCCUUUAGCAUAUCUGCCAUGCAUUUUUUUCUACCAAAUAUUGUUCUUUGUCUGGAUAAUAAAGGGUUCAGUCCAGUCGUGACCGUCUCUGGGGUUGCGGCGCUCAUCUCGCUUUAUUGGCCAAGGGAGCCGGCGUACAGCUUCCGGGUCAUAUGGCCAGCAUGACUAAGCCACUUCUGGCGAACCAGAGCAGCGCACAGAAACGCCGUUUACCUUCCCGCCGGAGUGGUACCUAUUUAUCUACUUGCACUUUGACGUUCUUUCGAACUGCUAGGUGGGCAGGAGCUGGGACCGAGCAAUGGGAGCUCACCCCAUCGUGGGGAUUCAAACCGCCAACCUUCUGAUCGGCAAGUCCUAGGCUCUGUGGUUUAACCCACAGCGCCACCCGCAUCCCUAGGAUGUAGCUUUUGAGGGGAGACAAUGAAUCCCUUUUCUCUCUCCUUUGGUUUUGGUGUCCCCCCCCCCCCCAGAGGCAAAGGGAUUCUCUGAAUCUAUGGUUUUGGUAUAUUACUAACAAGCUUGAGCUUCCUACGGUUGCCACCCAUGUGCCCCCUCCCGCAAAUGCAUAAGGGAUAGUAAAGGAGACUAUAGCUGCAGGGAGGGUGGAAAUUGGCUUAAAUUGGUGAGGGGGUGGGGGGAGGUCCUCACUUGAGCAGAACGCCUGUGGUGGAUCCACUGCUGCGUGGAUCCAAGUCUGAGGGUGCAAUCCAGUAUUCUACUAUGGCAUUUCCGUUCUUUUCACACACAUUUUGUUGAAGUGAAUGGGCACAGCCUGGCAGUAUCACGUCAGAAAAUUCACCUUGAAUUGCCAUCCAGAAAUACAUAAGGAAAGUGAACAGCAAUUCACUGCUGGAGGGACAUAUCUCUGUUCUGCAGUAACAUGUGUGCAUAUAUUCUUCACUUAAAACAUCACAAAGCAUGUUACAGUCUGGGAAGAUGCGAAUUCACUAUUUGCACCUUUUACAGGGCUCCACUUAAUUCGGUUAUGGAAGGGGUCAUGAACAGUGCAUGAUGGCAGUGAAAUCCCACCCACUGACAACUUGCCCUGCCCUUCCUAGCUUUGUGUCCUUAAGGUCUGCAAGCAUGCUUUUCUCUCAGGUCCUAAUGACCGGUUACCUGCAGCUAUGCAUAACUGAACUCCUAACACACCUUUCCUCCAUCCUCAGUCCAGGAAAAGCUGAUUUGGGAGGAAGCCGUUUGGAAUGGAUGAUGGGGGGUUAACAGUAUUAAAACACAAACAGAAGGCACAGGUGUGGUUGUGAUAGUUAUCAGGAUAGCAUCAGGUGUGGAGGGUGAGUUUAACCCUUGCUUCCUUGCUGCGGAGCUGAGAAAAUUGCAAAGAACUUCGGAGGAGGGACUCUUGCUGCAGUCGCCAUGGCUAUUCAGACCCGCCCCCCCAGCAGAGCUUCCAUUUGCAGUCUUUAUAAAUGUGCAUGCUAAAUGCAAAUACCUAUUUAACGCUGCAUCUAGUUUGUCAUCAGUUGGCUUAAAGCGUAGCCAAAGUUAGGAAGAAUUCUGAGACUGUGUUCCAUUUCCAUUAAAGAAGCAUCACAUGAAUGCCUGUGUUAUGUCGUUUACUCACAGUUCCUUAGCUCGGAAAUUGGGUGCGCUACUGCACUAGUAAGACAAACUUCGUUGCCAUAGCAACCCAUUAAGAACAAGCAAGGGCUAUUUCACAGCACUAGACAAAAGGCAACUAGAGGCGAGAGGGAGAUUUGCCCUUUUGAUGCAGCCUGGAGCAGAAUCACAGAUCAACUUUGCACUUGUAUACAAAUAAACCUUGAACGUGACUGGAGAAAAAUUCAUUAUUUUAUAAAGAUGCUUGAACCCAUGCUGGCAUUUUCCAGUGAACAUGAAUUAUAUAUGUGGUUUUCUUGCACAUGUGGGCAUUGUAUUUUACCCCUCAAAGUGAUGAUCCACCCAGUGUUUUAGGAUUGGGGAGGCCACAGGGGCGGUUACCCUUGGUGCAAAAUUAUUAGGGGCGCAAAAUUUCAACCCCCGGUGUUGCCUCAAUACAGAUUGCGCCUUUAAGUAUUUGAGCAGAAGAAUGUGCUUUGAAUGUGUUUUAAAGGUGUUGUGUUUACACAGCCAUAAUAGAAACAUCUAAGGCUGCAUUGGUUCCAGGGGAUCACAGUAACUUGCGUACACUUCUAAAAAGGAAACUAAAGUCAGAUUGUGUUAGAAUAUGUGGAUAAGAAAUCUAUUUAGGAAAGUUCAUGGUACCGAAUUAGGAAAUAAAAAGGCUACACAGAAAAUCAGUACACAAACCAGCUUCUGAUGUAAAUCUUAGUGCAGCUACUCAUUUUUAACUUGAAAACUCAGGAAAAGCCUCAAGUCUGAUAUUCUCUCUGUUGUUGUUAUGCUUAAAAGUCUUUGCAUUAAGAAACAGGAUCAGACUAACCUGACGACCGUGUUUAGUGUCAUAAUGUAAUUUCAUAUAAUUUUUACCUUUUACCUUUACUUAUAAUAAUUUAUGGUGUGUUUGGCUUUAAUUUUGUAGACAUCUCGGGAUUUGGCUUGCUUCAUACAGUUUGAGAACGUAAAUGUUUAUUACGGUGUUCAGUACAAAGCAAAGUAUAAGGCACCUACAGACCACUGUUUUGUCUUAAAGGUAGGUACAAAAGAUCAUGCAUUCUGGAGUGGCUGUUGUAAGCAUGUGUCACAUUUUUAGUGCAAUCCUGUUGUUCUGUAAAACUCUACUAGUUAGAGCCUAGAAAUGGAAGCGAGAUUUCUAGAGUUUCUGGAUAUAAACAAUCUUUAGAGGGCAAAGGUAAGAGAGGGAAAUAGCAGGGUUUCAACCUCAUAUAACUCUAGCCUGUUUGAAUCUAAUCAAUGAAGGCCUUAAACCAUAGAGUAAGCUGUCCUGUCAGGACUAAGCCUAAGCCUAUGCCACUUCCUACCUUGAGAGGAAAAGAUCACCAAGCCUUUAUAAUAUUCCUCUUUUCCAUGUGACUCAAUAUGUAAGGAGCUCUGCAUGGCUUUAACCAGCCUCUUUUGUUUCCGACCAGAUCGGAGUCUGAAACUAGUGGUUUUUUUCUUUACCAAUAGUUUAGAAACUUUUACCUUUUGUAAUUAAAUAAUAUUUUGGCUGCCUUUGCAUCUUUUCUGACUGCUGCAUGGGAAAGCACAUGAAUCUGACCUUUGAAGAUUUUUGUAGGUAAACCAUUUUAUGACUUACCAAAGGUGUGGUCUAUCUCUGUGCUGUGGGGUAUGGAUUAGCUUGGAAAAAGCUUUUAAAAGGGGACAUUUGGGGAUUCAACAAAAGAGCACAUUUUUAAGUUUUUACAACUUAUAUUUCCAUGCUUUUCUUUGCUUCAUGUUUUGUGAUUUUAAAUCUCUGCUGGAGUUUUCUAAUCCAACAGUACUUGCCCCAGACUUGGGUCUUGGUUUCCAGGAUUGCAACACAAAUUAGGUAUGACAGUGUGAAAUGGAGUUUUAGAUGAAUGUUGAUUGGAAAAAUGGCAUGGUGGGAAUGCAAAGUCCCUCCCCAAGCUCCAUGAUCCUGAUUUGAAUUAUUGAAGUAUAAAAGUUUCCCUCAUGAUACACUUCACAUUACACACCAAGUUUCUUCAGUUUCCCAGGCUCCCAGCUGCUAUUUAUACCUUUUUAAAAUGCAGAGGAUCUUUUGAACUGAAUAUCCUGCAUCAUGUCUAGUCUGGCUGUAAAGCCUGGCAGACUCCAGAACUGUUGAAAUAUUUGAAUGAUAAAUCCCAAUUUGCACUGAUUUUAAAUGAACAGUUAUGCAUAGUAGACACAGAGCUUUGAGGAUUGGCUAUGUACAGGCCUUGGCCUGGUUGCAAUGAACUAAGACCUAUUUAUUUUAAUGGAACUUCCAAGUACGUUUGUAGUCUGUCUUUUUUGCCAACAAACAACUAGGUGUUUGCAUCCCCAUGUUUCACCGAAAAGCCUGCUAAAACUUAGGGUAAGGUAGCGCCUUGUCAGGAGCAUUUGCUUUUGAGUUCAAGUUAUGAGCACUAUGGCAUUACUUUUGGAAAUUCAAAGAGUCACUAGCAUAAAAUAUUAACCCCAAGGUUUUUUUUUAAAUAAAAAAUAUAUUCACAGUUGACAGUAGCAAGGUAAUCUAAAUGUAAAUUGGCUCGUUUAGUCAGUCUGUUGUGUCUGAUACCAGGAGAAUUUAAUUAUGCUUUAUUGGCGCAGGUUUUGCAUGAGUAACCUGAGAGUAAUGGUGCAUAAUGUGGAAUUAAUCUAGGGUGAAAGAAUUGGUGCCCUGGGAACAAGCUGGCACAAUAGCAUCAUCAUACCCUAUUUCCACGCCUUAGUACCUGCCAUUGCAGCCUAUCCAGCUGGGCUUUGGUAAUAACCUUUAGAGACAUCUUUCAGAUGGUGCUUGGAGAAUUGUGUUGCCAUGUUCUUUAAUGUUGGCCUUCUAGGGCUAGUCCAAAACUCAAAAACUGCAUAAAGCUGAAAUCCGGAGUUUGUCUUGUUGCAUCCCAGCCUGCUUCCCCUUGCAAACUGGUUGAUGUGAUGCAAAGAAACAAACUGAGGUAUUUGACUGGUGAUAAUAUAAUCACACAUUCAAACGAUGAGAGCUGUUCCAACCUUCAAUAAGAACUGUUCCAAGUUAAUGGGAGGUCAUGCCCACCAUGUGCUUAUGACCAGGAUAGUAGUUUGUAUUUAUUAUUUGUUUCACAAAAAGCAUACACAACUUGAUUGUGAAAAACACCACCACCACCUCAAAGCAAUUUACAAAAGAUAAAACAGUAAAAUCAAUGGGGGCCCCCCCCACAACCAGACUUUAAACAUGCAAAAGCUAAAAUAACGAAACAGAUUAAAAUUACCCCAACAUUCUAAGCAUCUGGGCAAGUUUGUCUAAGUAAGAAUGCUUCUGUCAGGCACCAAAGAGUUUGUAGGCUUCUGCUUUGAAAUGUAAAAGUUUAAAGGCUAUAAUGGAAAUAGCUACUUCUCCUAAAGCGCUCCCUUCCAUACAAUAAUCCAGUUAGUACAUAUGGCUAAGAGUGAAUACACUUGAGACACAUAUGCAGUUUCUCAAAGAGGAGAUCCCAGCCACAUCUUGGUGGUACUGCUGCAGAGCUUCUGAGAGAGAUGAUGUGGUUUAGCUGAGCAUGUCACCUGAACUUGGGUCUCAUGGUUUGUCUUGCUUCAAACAAACCAUGAUCUAUAACCAAGGUUUUGUUUUGGGGCAGGCUUCCUCAACCUCGGCCCUCCAGAUGUUUUUGGCCUACAACUCCCAUGAUCCCUAGCUAGCAGGACCAGUGGUCAGGGAUGAUGGGAAUUGUAGUCUCAAAACAUCUGGAAGGCCGAGGUUGAGGAAGCCUGUUCUUAGGUUUACUGCUCGUGGUUUGUCUGAAGGAGGCAAACCGCAAGCCCAGGUUUGGAGGACACGCUAAGCCAAACUAUGGCUUAGGUCAAAGCAACUGGAGAAUGUAAGGGGGCAGGAAUUCUCACACACUCAAGCUUUCACACUAAGCCAUGUAGCCACUGAGUUGCAGACCUUAAGACAGGGGAGCCCUGCCUCAUGUUGUAAUUGGCAACUAAUAAGAAUGCUUCAGAGAGAAGACAAGAGAAAGGAACUGGAGGGUAUAACUAAAUAUUACACGUCAGCAAGGGUGUCAAAAACCCUGCCAGCCUUUUUAUUUCUUUAAAAAGAAAAGCUGCUUCAUGAGGGGAGUUUCAAGUGAAGAUAUUUGAAUUUAAAAACACUUCAGAAAAUCUGCAAUGCUUUCCUUAUGGAGCCUCUUAAAAAUAAUGAAGUAUAUUAUCUGGAAUAUUAAGGAAGACUGGCAAAGGUUAGGGUCACGGUAAUGUUUGUUUUGUUUAAAAGAGAUCUUUAAAAAUUGAAAAGUAUCUGAUGCCAUCUGCUGGAUUUAAUGGAUACUUACAACGCAUCAAAAUUCCUAGUUCUCUGGCCCAACAGAAGACGGAAGAAUCAUUUCUAGAAUGGAAGUAGUCAUCAGCACUGAGCUGAACAUUCUACUUAGCAUGCGAACAUUUUAGUUGCCCUACAUUUUUCAUGGUGCAGAAGAUACAUUUUGAAAAAACAAUUGUUGCAACAGUGUCCUGAUAAAAUUACAGACUUUUGUCAUGCUAUGUAAUAAAGUUUCACUUGAUUAUUCUAAAAGAUCACACCACAUUUUCACCUGAGUAUUGGGUGGAUUCCUCCCACAGUCUGAACAAUUUAUGUAUUCAGUAAACAUUUGCCAUAUGCUAUAAAAGGAGUAGGUGUCAUGGGCCAAAUUGGGUCAAGGUUUUGUGUGUUCACCUUUGCUGCCAUGUACUAGUGAUUAGGUGGAACAGGUUUGUCAUGAAACUCACCCCAGGAUAUUUUUUGUUAAAGGGUGGCACAUAAAUUAGCUAAACAGUAAAUGAAUGAAAUACGGAACUCAGAACACAUUGGACUUCAUGAUCAGAUGUCUUUUUAUAGUCUACAUUUUAUGCAGCUUUUCCAUUAAGCAUUUUCCAUUAAGCACUAAGCAGAUUUUCCAUUAAGCACUAACAAGGUUAUACCGUAUUUUUCGCCCCAUAGGACGCACCAAGUUUUUUGGGGGGGAAAUAGAGGGGGAAAAAUUAUUUCCCCCCCAGGCGCUUGCAGGGCCGGCAGCGGGGAGAAGCGCUCUUCUCCCCGCCGCCCGCCUUCAGACCAGGUCUGGGGACAGCGGGAAGAUGCGCUGCGCCUCCCCGCUGUCCCCGGAGCUUGCGGGGCUGGCGGCGGGGAGAAGCACGCGUCUCCCUGCCGUCAGCCUCCAAACCACAUCGGGAGACAGAGGGAUGGUGGCGUUCCGCCUCCCCGCUGUCCCCCGACCUUGUAGGGCUGGUGCUGGGGCUUUCGCUGAAGCCUGGAGAGCGAGUGUGCACCGACCCCUCUCACUCUCCAGGCUUCAGCGAAAGCCUGCAUUCGCCCCAUAGGAUGCACACACAUUUCCCCUUCAUUUUUGGAGGGGAAAAGUGCGUCCUAUAGGGCGAAAAAUACAGUACUUUGAAGUUAAUGCAUGACAACCUCAAAAAUUAACACACAUAGUAAGGAGGCGGUGAGGGGCAGGGAUGGAUUUGUUGUUGUUUUUUAACGUAUGCAGAAAAAAUACUGGGACCAGGGAAAAUAUGUAUGCAAACUGACACCAGAUCCUAAACAGAGACGCAGAAAUCCUAAAUUAGGGGAUGUGGAGCAGAGACUACUUCAUAUGCUUCUCAAAAAUUUGCUUGCUUCUUGGAAACUGCAGAUAUGUUUAUCUUCUAGCUUAUACAACUGCCAGAUGACAACCCUCAAUGGAGACCUCAAUUUACACACUGAAUGCUAAGCUUAGAACUGUGACAUGCCUCACAUUUACUUGGCUGGAAGUCAUGUUGAAAGUAGGCCGUUUCAAGCUAAGCUUCCACCCAACAAAUAUCUCCUUACAAAUGUGUUUAUAAUAAGCAGCAUUUUGUUAUUAAGCAUUUUGUGACUUGUUCACAGGUGUAUGUCUAAUUUGUUUCCCGCUAAUAUAAGACCACCCUUUCCACUUAUUUUAAUUUCAAUCUAUUUUAAUGAUAAAUUUUUUUAUUAUUAAUAGCAUCCCCAGAUACAGAAGGAGUCUCAGUAUAUCAGAUAUUUGUGCUGUGAUGACCGGCAGUCUCUACAUCAGUGGGUAACUGGCAUAAGAAUUGCAAAGGUAUGUAGUGCAAGAUGUGCAGUCGUUUUUUUUAAAACACACACACACAAAAUAGUUGUAUAAUUUGUUGAUUUUCACAACGGACAAAAAUGACUCUUGUUCCUUUCCAAGUAAAAUAUGGGCACACAAUGGAUAGACAUUUGUGUAAAUGUGAGAUAAUACAGAUGCAAAUGUAAUUAGGUUGUGGGAGCCUAGAGAAGUCUCAUCAGCCAUCUGAAAAAAUUAUGAAUAAGCUGUUCUAGUUGCAAUAAUGAAAACAAGACAAAGAUUGUAAUGAGCUUACACAUAGUUUAUACCUGUGGAUCAGGAUUCCUAUCUGGUGAAGGUUGCUCUUCCCAUUUGCAGCAUGCAUCAGCUCAUGCAUGGACUGCACUGCCAAUGGGUGAAUUCAGGUAAUAGUUUGCCAGCUGGUAACUCACCAUGAUGUGCAACCACCCAGCAAGCCAGUCUUCUGUAUGAUCAUGCCAGGUGUUACCACCCCCGUUUCACCACAUUUCUGGUAAGGUGCAGAAGUGUAAUAGCAAGACAUUUCGUGUGGUGGGGUAAGUCCUGGUUGGCCUAAUGCACCAGCCUCCUCCGAUCAGUGUUGCAAACCACCCUGAAUGAAGCAUCAGAAGAGUGUGGUUGGAAUUCUUACAUAAGCAGAUAAAAUAGGAUGGGCUAGGUCCACAAGUGAGUUCAUCCGGCGUGUGAAUUUAAGCCAUUGUAAACCUAGGGAUUCAAGGUUUAAAUUGCCUCUUGCCAAAUACAGUACUUAAUAGAAUGGGCUGUAGGUGAUCUCUGAACCCAACAAAUGGAAAUGACUUUACAAAUGUAUUGGAUUCUAGACACCCAUCUGCUCUGAUGUGUUUAAACAAAUCCUUGCGCCUGUAGUUUCAUAGUACUGACAUUUAUACUAGAUGCUGUAGGCAGACCUAGUACCAGUCACUGGAGAGUAUCUCUGUGGAGGGUUGGUUGUAUUAGUCAAAACAUCAGGAAGCAGGAAAGUGUGCUUUUAUUCCUUUGAAGGGGGUAUUGGUGGUAAUUGUCUGUAUAUAGGAUAAAGCAUGUGCUUAUUUUCUCAGUAUGGAAAGACGUUGUAUGAUAACCACACCCGCGCAGUGCAGAAGGCUGGCUUAGCUUCUCGACUGACCAAGCUAGGGAAUGUUCAAUCCUCCACUGCCGCAAUAUCAUCUUCAAAAGGUAUAUGAUAUAUGGUAAAUGUUAAAUUGUGUGUGCGCGUACAUAAGUUAUGGAAGAGCAUCCUGCAUGUUGGGUUUUCUGCAGAUUGGCGUUGAUUCAGCGGUAAGCAGUGCGUUUUCCUGGGGAAAAGGGUGGGACAAGAGAAAAACUUCUUGGGCUCAUGCCUUGAAAUCACUGGAGAAGCGAAAAAGUAGAUGAGCCUUUAGUGUAGACAAUUCUGAGCUAGAUGGAGCAGUAGGUCUGACUCGGUAUAAGGCAGCUUCCCAUGUUCUUAACAUUUGGACACAGGUGUACUAUAGUUCCCAAAAUGUACCAAAGUUCUUCUGGAUUGUACUUUAGUUAUACCUUAACUUGGCCUCUUCAACUUUGGGUCUUCACAAGUUGUUGCACUAAAACUCCCAGGAUCCCUGACAAUUGGCUAAGCUGGCUGGGGAUGAUAAAUGUUAAAGAGUUCAACAACAGCUGGGCUCCCAAGGUUGAAGAAUUCUCAUUAAAACAUAUUCUUGUUUUGCCAGUUCAACGUUUUCUAAAAAGGGAAACUAGAAGUUCAAGAACUAUUUGGGGGGCGGGAAAGAGAGAGAGAAGCUGCUGCAUAUCCUAAACUGGAGAGUAAGAUAUGACACUCCUGGCCAACUGAAAAAGUUCACAUAAUCAUCUGCAGAAAAGUACAGUUCAAGCCACAGAGAUUUCUUCUUGGCUUUGUUCCCUUACUUAGUCAGGAGUAGGGCAUGUCUGCAGCUCCUUAGAGAAGCAUCAACAACAUCAUGCAAAACUAUUCACAGGGUACUUUAGUAUCCUGUGGAGCUUAGUGUAUUAUUUCAAUCGUGAUUCAAAAUAAGAAUGAUUUUUGCCUUUAAUCACUCGAAUUUGGUUUUGCAAGCCUGUUCUUUCUUUCUUUUUAACUGUGUAUCCUAGGUAGUACUCAUGCCAAUGGACAAGUCCCCCAAAGCACGACCCUCACUGCUGCAAAUUCUUCAGAACCUGAGAAACCUGCUGAGAUGCCAAAGGUACAAAUUUAAUUGAAUGUAUCAUCAUAAAUUCAGCAUUAACAUAAAUACAUCUGUAGGCAGGAAGCCUAGAGGUCCAUGCAUUCUUGCAGCUUGACUAGAAGUCUACACACAUUGGCUGCAGCCACCCACAGCCCUUGUAACACACAAAAGGUACUGUACUACUUUUGUCAAUCUUUAAAUCAAAUAAAUAAAUAAAUAAAAUAGCAUGUAGGAAAUAAAAAGCAAUAGGAAUACUAUUAAAAAUCAAUAUGAAUAUUUAGUGCUAUGGAAAUGUCAUUUCCCAUCUUCAACCACAUCUACUUUAGACCACCUAAAUGAAGCUCAUGGAGGACUGGUGGUCCACAGAGCCCAGUUUAGGAACCCUUGCUCUCCAUUUGGCUUGUAGCACUUGUGCCAAAGUACCUGUAAAUGAAUUAGGAACUGGUGAUGCAUAAAAUAUAAACUUUGGGGCACCUUUGGUGGCGCUGUGGUCUAAACCACAGAGCCUAGGGCUUGCCGAUCAGAAGGUCGGCGGUUCAAAUCCCCGCGACGGUGUGAGGUCCCAUUUCCGUGCGCUGCUCUGGUUCGCCAGAAGCGGCUUAGUCAUGCUGGCCACAUGACCCGGAAGCUGUCUGCGGACAAAACGCCGGCUCCCUAGGCCAGUAAAGCGAGAUGAGCACCGCAAUCCCAGAGACAUUCGCGACUGGACUUAACUGUCAGGAGUCCCUUUACCCUUUAAAUAGGUUUGUUCCUUAAAUAGCCUGCCUUGGUUACUUACUGAACCGAAACAAUUCAUUCCACUUAUCCAUUUUGUGCGCAUAUGCUCAGUGUAAGAGAGACUUGAGGGUUUUUUUGAUCUACCUAGAAACCGUUCUAUAGAUGACUAGAAGCAGGAAGUGCUUAGAACUCAGUUAAAGGUUACCAUGCAGACAUAACUCUUAACAGCUACCAGCUGCCACCUGCAAAUGAAAGGAGAGCACAUUCCUUACACUGCCAAUGGGAUUCUAUUCAUCUUAAGAACAUAGUCUAGCAGCCACAUGGUGAAGGCAAGCUCACCUAAUAUUCUGCCAGGGCAAACAUUUACCUAACGAACUGCUAGCCUAGACGACACUUUCAUUUAACUUGUGUGACAAAUGCUUUGGAAAAGAUCAAACAUUUUAUCUUUCUGUUCAGUUUGUGUACAUUGUGCGGCCAGAGGUUAAGACAUUCCAGUCAUCUUUCAUUAUAAGAGAAUGUGGAGGGAAAGUGGCUGUGAUUGGUACAAAAGAGCAGGAAAAUGUAUAGAAGCCAGCUUGCUCCCAGUUCUUAGCAAAAUGCAUUCAAGGUUAAGCUCCAGUCACCAGCCUCCAGCAGACUAUGUAAGUGCAGACCGGAGGAGAUACAGUAGGUAUUAACUAUUCUGUGUACAGGCCUUUUUAGUGCUCCUAUUUCCCAAAGGUUUCCCAAAGGUUAAAGAGAAUGCAGCAAGCACUGAGCUUAAUUCAGCAAAGCAAUAUAUCAGUUGUAAGGGCUAAAGUAGCUGCAUUCACACUAUGUGAGCACUGCACUGUGUUUGCAAGCCAAGGAAAUAUAGCUGUGUGCAAUGCCAGGUCAAUGCAGGGCAGCCCUACCAUUUGGCAGAGUGGCCCAGCUGCCUCAGGCAGCAGAGGCUGUAGGUGGUGGUGAUGAUUUGUGGCAAAAUGUUGAAAGGCAGGCUUGUCUGUGUCACAUAGCCGCUGCUCCCCUGUUGUGGACACUGUAAAUGUUCAGGUAAGACUCAGCUGCCAAUCUGCUUAGCUUCUGUUCCGCUUCAAAUGUUUAUACCAUUGAAAUGAAAAUUGGCAACUGAUUCCUAGUCCUGGAACGCUUGAGGAAAGACUGGAUUUUCUAUCAGGCUGCCAGGAGGUUGUCCUUCUGUUUAGACUCCUUGUAGCUUCACAUUCACAACAGAUAGUACCUACGCUAAAUCUCCCUACAUCAAAUGGGUAUCAGGAAAUGGUAAUAUAAUUUGAGGCACUGAGAUUGUAAGUAAACUUAAAUGUCCAUAGACAGGAGGGAGUCUUUCAGAUUGUCUGGUUUUGCAAAAACCAAUCCUUGUAGUUUUGGAACGCAUCUAUUUUUACUGCUAAAUGGACACAAAUGGAAAUCCCAGUGUUAUAUAUUCUCCCUGCUGCCUUGAAACCAAGAAAGACAUAAUUCCUGCAGGACCUGCAGUUUUUCUUUUACUAUUCACCUCUCAUUUUGAAAAUUGCUUCCUUUGUUUUAAAAGGUUACGAAACCAGACAGCACCACUGACACCAGGCGAGCGCCACCAUCUCCCAUGCCACAACCGAAACACCUCCAUAAACCUGGUGGGCUACACCCACCACCCCCUCCUCAAAGACGAUCUUCUGCUUUUACUGGUUCGUUGAACCUGCCCCAAAAUAUGGAGAGAAGAAACACAAUUGCCACAUCAGAUCCAGACGAAUUUCCACCACCCCCUGAAUCAAUACUGCUUCCCACUGCGUUGGAGGACUUGCCGCCACCGCCGCCUGAAUACUAUGAAGAUCCUCCUGAUUUCAUUCCGGCCCCACCACCUGCCUUUGCUGUGGGCGCUGGCACUCCAGAACUGCCGCCGCCACCUCCUGCAGUCUCUGCCCCCACGAUGCCUCCGCCUAUCAGAAAGAAACCUCCACCUCCUCCUAAAAGACAGGAACAAAGUACUGGGCAGGCAGGAGGGCCUAGGCAAAGUGGGCUUCCUCCAAGGGGAGAUGCAGGUGAACAAGGAGGAGACUUAAUGUCCGAUUUAAUGAAAGCACUGCAAAAGAAGAGGGGUGAGACAUCAUGAAACAAGCAGUUUAAAUGAAGAUUAGUGUGCGGUUUUAGUUGGAUCAGGGAGGGUGGCCCAGAUAAAUUGUCUACAGCUCUUCCUGGUGGUCCAAAGGAAUAUGUGCUAGAGAAAGGCAUCCCAACAUAUCCCAAAGCAAUGCCUUUCCCCCCUACCCGCCCCUGCAACUUGUUCCGAAAUGGUGGCUUCCCAUGUUCCUGGUUUGAGGCUGAAGAACACAACUAGAAGCAUGGGAAGUGUCCCAAGGGAGAGGCAGAUUCCCAAGGAGAUUUUGAUCUAGCAAAAAAGAGGAAAGAACCUUAUAGCAAAUUAAAGGCUGACUAAUAUUAAUCAAUUGAAGGUUUAAUAGGCUAUUUAAUUGGAUUUUCCCUGGGCAUGUGUUCAUGUAGAUUGCACAAUCUGUUCUUACCCUGUAAAUGUAUGGCAAAUGUAUGGGCAGGCAUGACCUGAUUUGCAAAAAUAAGGAGACUGAAAACAGUACUACAACAGUUGCAGUGACAGCUGUCUCAACAAUUCCACCCACUAACCCCAUACUUUUUAAAGAGCUUUUACUAUUAGAUACAGCGAGAACCAACCAUUUGGAUAACAGUGAACACUUCCACUUGAGGCUUUAUUAUUCACAGGUUGUGCCACACCUGUUUCCUCAAUUGUUUUGAAGUGAUAAAUCCCAACCAAAAUGCUGCUUUCAGCUGUCGUAUCUGCAGCCUAUGUCUCUGGUUAUUUAUCCAAUAUAACGCAAGGCCAAAGAUACGCAAGUUUCAGUUCUUCUUCCCACAGCAACCAAGUUAGCAAUUGUCUUUUAAGUGAUGCCUAAAAAUAUUUGUCUCCUAAAGACUUUAUGAUGAUCGGAAUACGUUAAGGCAUUUAUGAGUUCUUACGCCUCUUUCAUCAUUUAUGAUUCACCUUAAUCUUCCAGUGUUCAUUUUGACAGAGCUUGUUUUGACUGCCAGCUCCUGAAUAAAAUCCUCUUCAAUGCCUCAUAAAAGUGUCAAAGUUAAUGAACGAGCAACACAGUUUGUUUCGAAGGCAUGUCGCGCACGCAUACGCAAAACAUUCUUUGGAACGGCAAGUGCUUUCCUUCUCUAAACAUUCAGUUCAGGAGCACAACAGUUACGCCUAAAAUUGGGAAACAGAAAGGGACAGCAUGGAGGCUAAAUCCUACCCUUGGAGAGUUGUCAGUGGCCAACCCUCAAAUGGCUUACCAGCAGAACUCGCCUGCAAACCAGAUAUUUCAACACAGUUGCAGAGACCCUAGGAAGAACCUUGGCUAUAAAUGGGACUUGGAUCAAAAGCUGUUCUUGAAAUGAGAAAAGCGGUGCUUGAUGCAGUUCAACUAUUUGCCCUUACUGCCCUAUGCUUUGUCAACUUAACUCUGUGUGUUUCUCAGAUCGGUUGAGAUUUUGUUGUUCUAACAAAAUUAGAAUCCUGGUUUCUAGAUCCAUUUAUCAUGUGCCAAGGUUAUUUAUGGGAUCCUCAAGAGGCAGACUCUGCUGCCUUGGAGACUACAGAAUUUGGGGUGCCUCUUAUACAAAGCUGAAUCAGGGAUCGUCACAAACAAUUCCUAUGAUUGUGGCACAGCAAGAGCAAAGAGAGUUGGUUACGAGGAAAUUAAAAUGGCAAGCGGGAGGGAAGAGGAGCAAGUGCGUAACUCUGCUUCCAAUAAUUGCAGAUAAGAAUGGAUGGAUUUGCCUGCUUCCUGUCUGUCAGUUCUGCAUGAAAUGAUUCAGAAUUAUGUUCCACCUUGUUUCUGGAUCAAUCUAUUGAUUUUAACCGCAUGAAAAUUGGCAUGUUUGUAUGCUUUUUACCCAGUAAUACACAUUUUUUUACACAGUUCCGUACUAUUUUUUGAGCUAAGAACUGUAGUACAGAUUUGGCAGCACAUGGAGGGGGGACUG